Molecule: messenger RNA, 46152 nt
Organism: Pelobates cultripes (western spadefoot toad)
Lineage: Eukaryota; Metazoa; Chordata; Amphibia; Anura; Pelobatidae
Source: the annotation of a GenBank genome assembly
GGCUGAUAGAACUGUAGGAGGGUGGUGGGGUUGAAGUGCAGCGCGAGGCUUGAUGUCAGUUGGCCUCCUUGGUCCUCGCGCAGGGAUUCUGGAGUCAUAUCCUCUGCCAGCAGCCAGAGCAGGCAUUCCCCGCAGCAGGAGGCGGCGGGAGCGGAGCAAAGAGCCGGGCUACGCUGCUCUGAAACAUUGUGGUGGACAGGCGGAAUAAAAGGGAAAUCCUGGAAAUAAAAGAACACUCUUUGAUACAGCAUCCCCCGCAUUGCUGAAAUAAGAGACUGGCGGCACUGGCACACGAUCUCUAGCAAUUUACCAAUACAAUAUUUGAUGAUCACCGCUGCAGGGAUUUCUAUGUUGUGCUGUCUGCAUUGAGAGGUGGCUGGGGGCCGUCAUUACAGAGAUAUUUCAUUCAUCGGGCACACACCUAGCCCCUCUCUGGUGCCAGUCAGCCCCUAGGACCUGCCCGGUGCCCCCCUGUCGGCGAUGGCGGUGCUAGAUCUGGCCCUGCAGGGUCUCGCCAUCUUCGGCGUCAUCCUCUUCGUCGUGCUGUGGUUCAUGCACUGCUUAUCCAUCGUUUACACGUAAGUGAGCUGCUGGCUGCACACUGCAUGGCCCUAACCUGGCCCCCAUGGAGAGGGGGGGACCUGUCACCCAGGCUGUGUAAAUAUAAUCAUAUAAUAACUGGGAGCCCUGCCUAAUAAUAAUAACAUAUUGAUAAAUAACUGGGAGUCUAAUAAUAUUAAUAAUAGUAACAAAUAACUGGGAGCCCUGGCUGUGUAAUAAUAACUGGGAGCCCUGGCUGUGUAAUAAUAACUGGGAGCCCUGGCUGUGUAAUAAUAAUAAUAAUAAUAAUAAUAAUAAUAAUAAUAAUAAUAACAUAUUGAUAAAUAACUGGGAGUCCUAUCUAACAAUAUUAAUAAUAAUAAUAAAUAACUGGGUGUCCUGGCUGUGUAAUAAUAACUGGGUGUCCUGGCUGUGUAAUAAUAACUGGGAAUCCUGGCUGUGUAAUAAUAACUGGGUGUCCUGGCUGUGUAAUAAUAGCUGGGUGCCCUGGCUGUGUAAUAAUAACUGGGUGCCCUGGCUGUGUAGUAAUAACUGGGUGUCCUGGCUGUGUAAUAAUAACUGGGUGCCCUGGCUGUGUAAUAAUAACUGGGUGCCCUGGCUGUGUAAUAAUAACUGGGUGCCCUGGCUGUGUAAUAAUAACUGGGUGCCCUGGCUGUGUAAUAAUAACUGGGUGCCCUGGCUGUGUAAUAAUAACUGGGAGCCCUGGCUGUGUAAUAAUAACUGGGAGCCCUGGCUGUGUAAUAAUAACUGGGAGCCCUGGCUGUGUAAUAAUAAUAAUAAUAAUAAUAAUAAUAAUAAUAACAUAUUGAUAAAUAACUGGGAGUCCUAUCUAACAAUAUUAAUAAUAAUAAUAAAUAACUGGGUGUCCUGGCUGUGUAAUAAUAACUGGGUGUCCUGGCUGUGUAAUAAUAACUGGGUGCCCUGGCUGUGUAAUAAUAACUGGGUGCCCUGGCUGUUUAAUAAUAACUGGGAGCCCUGGCUAAUAACUGGGAGCCCUGGCUGUGUGAUAAAAAUACUAAUAACUGGUAGCCGUGGUGGCAGUGAGAGCCCUGGUUGUCACAGGUGGGAGGGGUUGCAUUGUUUGGAAGAUGGGUGCAGUGUUCCUGUCACUAGGUAUUGAUACACAUACCCAGCCCCCUCCCCUUGACACUGUCACCAAACACCACUCUCUAGGCACCACAGAGGGCCUGCCUGGGGACUCAUUGCUGCACCAUGGAUGCAGUGUGGACUCCCUAACAUAGACACUGAACAGGCAAUUGUGCAGAACUGAUAAUUUUAUAGCUCACACUAACCAUAUUGAAGAAAACCUCUUCAGCUAUUGUCCUAGCUGAGCAACUUUGCCCUAAAAUUUAGUUUUCUCUCUCAAGACUGCAUAAUUACCUGUUUAGUGAAAAAUAAUCCAUUGUGUCUGCUACCGUUUUAUAUCUUUAAUAUGGAGAAGUCCAACUAUUGUAUUCCCUCCCCAGUCUCCAUGUAUCUUAGACUAUACCAGUAUUGUUGGUUGAGUGGUUUUCCCUUUAGAUUUUCAAGAUGAGGAUUUUUUUGCGGCCCUGUGCUCUAUUUCUGAUUGUCACUAGUCAAUCAUAAGCAGAAAUGCUGAACAUCGUACAUGAAUUAUAAAUGCAUUUUCCUCUGAUAUUGAUUUUCGCAUUUUAGGAGAGGGCCAUACCACCCCACCCUCUCCUCUCACACCAGUUUAUACAAACGCUCCUUUCUUCCAACCUCCUGCUUCUGGCCAUCCAGUGAAGAUCAGGGGACUCUUGAAUGAAGCAUCAUGUGUUGAGACUGAAAGGCAGGAAAUCCUUUUAUCAGCCUGUAUAUAUGUCUGGAGAAGCAGUUAAAAACCCUCUGUCUAGUCCUGGCAGACAAGCUUUUUUUUCUUUUCUUGGUGUGUGGCUGUGUAUACCAUGGUUUCAGCAUUUCUUUCCUGCCUAUUUAGAAGGAUAUGGGUAAUUCUUUAACUGGAAAAGCUCAAUUAUUAUUAUUAUUUUGUGUGUGUGUGUGUGUGUAUGAUCAAACACAUUUUAAAUAAAUAUCUACUACUUUGUUUCUGAAAUGGGCUUAUAUACAUGUAUUCUUGUCUGCUACACGUCCUUUGUUUAUAGGCACACAUGGAAUAAGCUAAUCUAAGUGUAUUUUACAUUUUGUGCAUUUUGAGAUCGCCACUCUGGAAUUCUCUGCUCCAGAAUAGGUGGAAAAAAUAUUUUAAAGCAGUACAGAUAUCUGUACCAUCACCAUUAUUUCUGAUGGCAGCCUUUUGGGAACUACAGGAAAUACUGUGUUCCAUAAAUUAUUUAUAGUAUGUGUAAUGCUAGUACAAUAAAUAGACAUUCAAAAAAACGUAGCUGAGGUGACCGUAAAAAUUUUUUUUAACGUUACUAUUAAGGCUCGUAAAGUAUUGUGGGAGUCUUACUUUUGCAAUAGUUGGGACGCUACAUUUUGUCCAUCAUUGCUACUUGAUAUAUAAAUUGUGGAUCUGUCUUUCUCAAUGGGAUAUUUAACAUUGCUCUUUACUCAUCUAUCGAUUUGCUUUAUUUGUAUAUUAUAUUUUUUUUUUAAACUUUUUACACAUAGUAGUGUAGUGGACAACUGUGUAUUGGUGUAGAAUUCUGUAUUGUCUAGUGUGAAACUGUAUGUAUGAGUGUUGAAUUUAGCACAAGUGUUUUUAUAUAUAUAUAUAUAUAUAUAUAUAUAUAUAUAUAUAUAUAUAUAUAAUUAGCUGAAAAGAGACUUGCGUCCAUCAAGUUCAGCCUUCCUCACAUUUGUUUUUUGCUGUUGAUCCAAAAGAAUGCUAAAAACCCAGUUUGAAGCACAAUUUUGCAACAAGCUAGGAAAAAAAUUCCUUCUUGACCCCAGAAUGGCAGUCAGAUUUAUCCUUGGGUCAAGCAGUUAUUACCCUACAUUGAAAGAUUAUAUCCUUGAAUAUUCUGUUUUUGCAAGUAUGCAUCUAGUAGCUGUUUGAACAUCUGUCUGGACUCUGAUAAAACCACUUCUUCAGGCAGAGAAUUCCACAUUUUGAUUGUUCUUACAGUAAAAAAACCUUUCCUUUGCCUUAGACGAAAAUAUAUAUGUGACAUGUUCCACAGAGUGGUUUGAGGAGAUGAAUAGUGCCUGCUGGUUUUGCUGGCAUUUAAUGUCACACUUCUUUUCAGAGCUCUACACGUUUAAAAAAAAAACAAACAAACAAAAAAUACCUCUGUAGGUAUAAUGGAAAACAUACAUUUUCUGUCAUAACAUAUAUCAAUGGUGUGCUAAAAUGGUACAUCGAUGGAAACCUGUCUGGAAAGUGCCACAGUAUUGUUUUGCAUAACUGAUGCAUGUUAGCUACAAUUUAGUCCCCAGAACCACAGUGUAAUGUAGUUGUUUUGGUGUCUCUGUCCCUGCAGGUAUUUUAAUGUAAACACUGUCUUUUCAGAGAAUACCUAGUGUUUACAUUACAGCCUAGGGACAACUCUAGUGGUCACUCCUCAAAUUACCAAUACAGGUGCUUUGUGGGGCAGUGCUGCUCAACAGACACUGAACAUUCCUUAUAAAGAUGCAUUGAUUUUAUGUAUCACUAUAAGGAGAUGCUGAUUGGCCACGGUGGUGUUUAGCCUACCAAUGCUUUUCUAUGGGAAUGCAUUUUAUUGGCUGGCAUCAUCAGUUUUGAUGAUCCCUGCCAAGGAUGUGGAUCGCAGGUGGAAGCAGCGCCGGCACACCCACGCAGCUUUGGAAUAAAGAUGAGUAAACUCACCUUUUAGUAGCUGGCCGGGGGACCUAAACAUUGCUCUCACGGCUAUUGUGUCCGGAAUACAUAUUUGUAUUCCUGUCCCUAUAGUGUUCCUUUAAACCCAAACAAGGUUAUUCACUAAAGUGAGAGUUUAAGGUGAUUUGAAAUGUAAGGUCACAAUAGUUGAAACUGAAAAAUUCUCUGUCAGCGAUGCUUUCAGAUUGGAUACUCUGGCUUUAAGUUUAAGAAACACAAGAUCACUUUAAAUUCUCACUUUAGUAAAUGGUCCUGUAAGUCUUAUCACAAUGAUAAGGAUUUUGAGGUAUAUUCACUGACAAAAUUUAGACUUGGUUAAAAAUAGAAGUUGAGAUUACAAUGAAAUAGAGCCUUCACCUUGUGGUUGUUGUCACACAAUGAAAGGCCCAUAUUUGCGGUUUGCCAUUUGAUAUAUAAUUUAUCUAUACAAUUUAUUUAUUUUUUCUCUAAAUGUAUUGCAGGUUUUCCCAAGUUAUGUAGAACAGCAAUGGUUUUGUUGAACGUUAUUGAUCUGAACUCGAGAUAUUCUCAAAGUUCCCUAGACUUUUUGUACUUAUGCAAAAAGUCUGGACUUUGUUCAUAAAACCCUUUUAUUCAAAGACCAUUUCCAUGCAAUUACCGCAGUUCUAUAUUUAAAACUGAUUUGUACCCUUGGGAGCCAGUGAGCAUUUAACUACUCCCAAUGGAAUUUUUCGUCUUGGUGGCACAGCUGAUUGUUUACGGUUACCGUGUUUCUUAAUGGCUACUCUUUUCAAGGUUUGUUCAACCCAUUAUGUCCACCCUUCCUUUUUUCAUCAUUGGUUAACAUUGUUGUUUGUGGUUUGGACACACAUCUUUUGUCAUGCAAGCUUUAGAUCCACAUCAAGAACCUUUUUGAUGUUGUACAUUGUUUUGUAGAGAACCCUGCCAGUGUUAUUUUACUGACCCCUUUUUGCUCUAGUUUCUAAUCUGAUAUACUUGCAAUUUAUCAGUUAACGUGUGUUUGAUUUCAUUUGUAAUUUGAGUUUUGGCUUGACAGGUUUCAGAUGUACAGUAAGACAAUUUUUUGGUAAUUCCUUUUGAUCUAAUGUAAAACUUAAGACACACAAACAACUUGGUAGAAAUAAAUGUAACUUUUUGAGGCUUUCAAUCUUUAAGCGGCAUUAAUUGUAGUGGUUCUGGAUCAAAAACCCGUGCCACAAAAUAAGACUAUCCAAUAUAGCAAUUAAAUGCAUUUUUAAUAUCAAAACAUAAUUCUGUAGAAUUUAAUGGUUUAUAAAUUUGCCCAUAAAACUUUUUUUUUUUUAAUUCAAAAGAAUUUAGGAUUUACAUCUACUGUGAUUAAAAAAUAAAUAAGUUUUUUAUUGGAAGAAAAACCCCAAACUUAAACUCUGCAAAAAUAUUCAAUAAUGUGCUGUUCUAGUCCAAACAUGAAUUGCUGGUUGAGAUCUAAAUCUCCAAGUGUAGAAAAAUACAUCCUAUUUCAAUUAAUUACUACUCAUGCUGAAGAAAGCUGGUAUAAUUCAGAGAGAAAUUUAGGAGCCAACUUUAUUUUUUUUACUUUUAAUAACGUUAAUUCUUAUUUCACAAGCCAUCUAUCCAUUAAAUCUGUAGAAUUGUAAUAAAAAAAAAAAAAAUAUAUAUAUUAGGCUGUUAGUGUAGGACCUGCCAAAGAUGGGGUACAUUGACGUUGUGGCAGGCUUAUGCAAUGUAUGAUCAUAUAAUGUAACUAAACCCCCAUUAUUUUUGCCUAGAUUAGGUGUUUUUAAAAAAACUAAUAAAAUCUUUCAACAUUGAAGUUGCCGUUUAGUGGAUAGGUGAGUGCGCUGGAUCUUGUGUUUUGUGUUUUAUAUAUAUAUAUAUAUAUAUAUAUAUAUAUAUAUAUAUAUAUAUAUAUAUAUAUAUAUAUAUAUAUAUAUAUAUAUAUAUAUAUAUAUAUUUUGGACUCUCCCAAAUAGUAUAUAUUUUGCCUUUUGUGGUUAUCAAGCUUAUAUAUGUAGCCGUUAAACACACAUUAAUAACAUGUAAACUUGUUUGUUAUUUUUAUUUUAUUUUUUUUAUUCUUCCUGUUACUAUUUUAAGAUUGCAUAAUAUGGUGCUCUCACUAUAGCUGACUGAUAUAUAUAUUUUUAUAUUUCCUUAUUUUUGGUACAUGCUGUACAGUUCAGACAUGAUUUCCUUGAUAUCACUUUCAAUCAACGUAUGAUCUGUUAAAACUGACACCUCGGUUUUCAGUUCCGGUACACAGACCUGGAACUUGUGACCACUUUUAAUUGCUUUAUGGUUUUCAUUACUUUUAAAUAUUUAUUUAUGCAUUUACGGUAAGACACUGACUUUGGACCCUAAAUAAAUGUAGGACCAUUGAGGAACACUCCAAGAACCAUAACUAUUACAGUCUGCUGUAGUGCCUAUGGUGCCAGGAAUUCCCUUACGACCUCCAAAGUAAUUUUGUCAAGCAGUUUUAAAACUGGUUUUACUACUUACCUGUGUUCCCUGGGGACCCAACAGCAUCUUGCUUUUCCAACUGGAGAAGCCGAUUGUCUGCUUUGAGCUAGGCACGGCUCGAUUCAUAGCAGCACUCAUUGGCUGACAGUGCUCAGUUACAGCUCUCAUCCAAGGCUAUCAGCCUUGCUUUUAAGGACAGGAGAAACUGGGAGCAGUUUUGGUACUAUGAUGCUGUGUAAGAAACAUACACUGUCUACAUGUAUGAUCUAAGACUGACUAACGCAAGAGACACUUAUUGUUUAAGAGAGUAUAUGAUUCCUGGCAAUUAAAGUGGCAGAAGCCUAAGAGGACCUGUGGCAUAAAGCUGACCGUGAGGGACAGCCUGAGGUAAAUAAAACUCACCUGCCUUGACCACCUGGCCAGCGGACCCACGCUGGAUCUGCCUGUUUCGGUAGUCUUUGCAAAAUAUGCAAAGACCCCGAAAUUGACAUUCACUUUAAAGGGUCUAAUCAUACGGAUGUAGCAAGAUAAAAAUAACAUCCAUCCUUUACUUCAAAGAUAUCAUAUACAUCAAUGUGGAUAUUGAUGAUUCUACUAUCUCAUGAGAUUUCAUUGCCUUCUUAGUAAACCAAAGCUUUGCAACUAUAUUGACUUGUUUCUAGACUGCAUAAAAGUAACGUUCGAGUGAAAAUCUAAACCUUAGAUUAAGAUAACAAGUGUUGGAAAUAGACUAUUAAGCCUUUUUUAUUUGGAUACCUUUUUGAACUAUAAUAUUAAAAGUAUUAAUGUAAAGCAUUUUACAUUCAGAAGAAAUAUGUCAUCUCAUUUGUGAAGGCAAGUAAACCUUUAUAUUUCAGACCGCAGUUGGCCUGUCUAACUGUGGGAUAAAAGCAGCUUUGCAGAACUAGUUUCUUGAGAUAUCAAGAAGUAAUCACAGGCUUUGCUGUCCCCUUUAAACCAAUGCUUUCAGUUCUUGACUUGGUCCAUGAUUUGCAGUUUGUGCACUCUUGGUGUGACACAUUGAAACAGAUGUCAGUGCACAUAGCUGAAUAACGACAGCUGUCUGAGUCUGAGCAUUUCAUCUGCAGCCCUUUAACUGUCACCUGUCAAAAUGUCUACUUAGAACCCACUGCAUUUAUACACAAACACGUUGUGCUCUGUUAAUGUCUGUAUGCACCAGGCAAUCCUGUGUCAUUGCCAUUAAAAUAUGAGUCCAAGUACUAUAAAUUAGUCAUCAUACAGAACAUACACUCUUAUGAAUUUAUUCACCUAAUUCUAUAUUUACAGUUUUUACUGGCUUAGAUUCUGCAGGGCCAACAAUGCUUUAAUUUUGUUACUCCAUCGUCUGACAACCUUGUUCUCUAUAAUUAUUAUUGCCUAAUCAAUAUAAUAAUUCAGUUGCUGUUAGUUGAAACCAAUCAUUACAUGCCCUUCUGGUUCCUUUUAAAUUGUAUAAAAAGGCAUGUACGUGUCUCUCAAACCCUCCCCCUUUUUCAUUUUUGUGUUUGCCUUUCACAGUGUUUUGUUGGUGUUACCGAAGUAGAAGGGCAGUCUACAUUACCUUACAACUGGUUAUCAACUCUGAAUGGGAAUAGAAAGCUGUAACUGGCUUUGCAUUAGCUGAUAUUUCAAAGAUUGAGUAACAUGGUCUUGUAAUAGAUAGAGCAACAAGUUAUAAUUUGGGCUUAAUCUGCCAAAUUCCUUCAGGUUUGUUUCACCAACUAUUUCCAGUACACUCAUGGGAUAGUAUCUGUGGCUGAAAGUAAAUAAAUGUUUUGGGUUUUAUCAAGUGAAUGAAGAACAGUGUUCUUGUCUCCAGUAAUCAACUGUUGGGCCUUUUAAUGUAAAUCUCUGAAAGUAUUGACCUGCAAACAAGUACAAUCAUUGGAAAAAGAAAAGACACCCACUUCGAAUUCUGUGGUUUUUUAUAUCUGGAUAUAAACAAGGUAAAGAAAACCUCAGACGAACAACUCAUGACGUAUUACACAGGUCUCAUGAUUUAACAAAAAUAAAGCAAAAAUGAAGAAGGCAAAGUAUCAAACAGGUGCUGCUAAUCAAAUGCCCUUUAUUAACUGAUCAUCAGCAAGUGUGACCACCUCUAUAAAAGCUAACGUUUUAGCAGUUUGCUAGUCUGGAGCAUUCACGUUUGUGUUAACACAAUGCCAAGACAUCCGCAAUGAUCUUGGAGAAGCAGUUGUUGCUGCUGCCAAUCAAACUGGUAAUGGUUCCAAGGCCAUUUCCAACCAAUUUAAAGUCCAUCAUUCUAUAGAGUGGACGUGCCAGCAAAAUAAGAGAAGGAAUUGGAAAACUACUCCAUGUUUGUAAAUGCAAGAAAACCAUAUGGCAGAAAAAGGAAAGAAACUAGACAAGAUGGAGAAUAGUGGAAAAGAGUAGAAUGUGAUGUUGGGGAGGCAGAACUGUAGUUCACGAAAUGCUUAGGUGCAUAGUUACCCAUCUGUGCCCUACAUACAAAAUAGAUGGUUUGGUUACUUGCUUCAUAUAAGUUGGAGUUUACCUUGGUAAUAAUAAAAUUCAACUCAUUAUUAUUAUUAUUAUAAUAAUAUUGAGAAGGUGAUUUGCACGAACUGUGCAUGACUAUAAACCCUUGAAUGUUUAGUUCUGCCAGACAGACUGACAGUGUUUUAAACCACAUACAAUACACUGACACUCAAACUGCAGUACAGUUUGUAUAGAAGUGUGGACCUCAAACACAUCCUGAAAAUCUUCUUCUGCACAAGGCUCACAUGCUAGGCAACUGUUGCUGGGGUGUCUGAUAAUGCAGCUAUUAUUGAUGCAAUGCUCAGGUAGCAAACCACAGUAUGGGAAUCCUUAUCCAAAGCUGCUGGGGUCUCCUCAUGGUUGUGCUGACACAUAAAGCAGUAUUCCUUAUACUGAUGAACAAUGGUACUUUCUUUGAAUCAGUCAUUUCUAGUGUUGGCUCACAAAGGUUUUCUGUGCAGAAAGAUGUUAAAACUAAAGCAGCAUAAAAUUAAUAUAGACUCCAAAAAUGAAAUCUACCUAAUUUACUCCUAGCAAAAUCCACAAGUACGUUUAGUGUUAUUAGUUCCUAGCUACUGCAAUAAGUUGUGUUUAUAUAGCUAAAGGAAUUCGCUUCUCGCUGAUGCUUGCUGAGCUCUCAAAUAAAGACUCAAAACAAUUAGAUAUGUUGUCUAGGGACUAACAUUCACUGGCGUGUGUUUCCUUAGCUUCUCUUGUGCCAGAGUUUACUCGCUGGGUUUUCUGUCUGGUUAACAUGGCUUUAUAACUUGUGAACCAACUCAUUUCUGUAAAUUUUAAGAUCUAUUUAUUGCACUGUCUGUUUGCUAAUCCAUAGUUUGUUUUUGUAAGAUAAUUUAAUUGCCAUAUUAAAUAAUGGUUAUUAUAAGUGGUUCACUUUAGGCGUUUACUUUAAAGAUCUGGGUAUGAUUGCAUUUCAUAAUGCAUUUCAUCGUGUACACCAUGUUUGCCUACAUCUUCUGGUGGACAGUUGAAGGUGAUUUAUUUAGCAGAGGAGUAUUCAUAUCUACACGAUUGGGGGAAUCUCUGAGAGCAAAGGAGUAGGUAAUAGAAGGAUAUUUUGAUGCCAUGUUUAGCUCCAACAAAGAUGAGAGGGUCCCUAUUGGAAGCUUUGCUAAAAAUUGAUGAAUGACCAGAUGAUAAAAGCAUGGACCAUUUGAACAGAAAUAUAUACAACAGAAUUGCACAUACUUCAUAGAAGCAGAAAACGAAAGGUUGGUAUUAAGAUGAAGGCCAGUUUAGUAUUAAAACCGUAAAGCAACACCAUAGUAUUAGGAAUGCAAAUGCGGAUUCCUAACGCUAUAGUGCCCUAGUCACCAUUCAGGUGAACGGACCCUGGUGCCAGGGUUAAAAAGAUGAUUUUACUUAUCAUUUCUCCCUUGCAGGACUGGUCCCCAGCGAGAUUAUAAAGAUUAAUGAUAUCCCCCCAAUAUAAAGCCUUGAGAGGCUAGUAUGCAUGCAUGUCAAAAUUCUGCAUCAGUCAGACUCUCCCUCUGAGACCAUCUAAUUGAACCUUUGGAUAUUUACUCCACUAUAUCACGGAUGCAUCUCUAGUGGUUGUCAAUAUUGUCAAUAUGACAGCCACUGGAUGCAGCUUAACCCUGAAAUGGAAACACUACCAUUCCUGCAUAACGGCAAUAUUUAAUGGACGAGGUGUGUGUGUGUCUCUAUAGAAUGAUUUUAAGAGCCAUACUUUGGUUAAUCAGAAAGAUUGGUGAUCCUGAAUUUUGCAUUCAUGAGAUAAGGGGCAUUUCUGAAGGUCACUGUAAUAUGGUUGUAUCUCUAAUGGUGGUUGUGGUUUUUUUUUUUUUGGGGGGGGGGGGGGGGGAAGGAGGGGGUUUGGUUUAUGGCUUGAUAUAAAGUUCUGUAAAAGUGUACUCCUAUUAAAAAAACAAAAACUUAUCAUUAAAAUGUUAGGAAUGCAAACAUGUGUUUCCUUGUUGCUAGUGUGAGGGUUAUCGAACUAAAAGAUCUCAGCAAAUCCAAUGCUUCCCCAUAGAGGAACAUUGGAAGGCUACAGCGCAUGCACAGUAGAACGCCAUGCAGCGCCAAGCAAAUGAUGUAAGAUCAUUUGACCAUCAUAAAGGACCACUAUAGUGCAAGGAAAACAUACUCGUUUUCCUGGCACUAUAGUGCCCAGAGGGGACCCCCUCCCGCCGGGCAUUGGGAAAAGGAAGGGGUAAAAAUCUUACCUUUCUCCAGCACCGGGCAGUGAGCUCUUUUCCUCCUUUCCACUUCUUCUCCUCUUCUUCGACUGCGCAUGCGCGGCAGCAGCUGCGCGCGCGCGCAUUCAGCCAGUCUCCUAGAAAAGCAUUCAUAAUGCUUUCCUAUGGACGCUUGCGUCUUUUCACUGUGAUUUUCACAGUGAGAAGCACGCAAACGCCUCUAGCGGCUGUCAAUGAGACAGCCACUAGAGGCUUUAGAGGCUGGAUUAACCUAUUUAUAAACAUAGCAGUUUCUCUGAAACUGCUAUGUUUAUAUAUAAAAAAAAAAAAAAAAAGGGGGUUGACCCUAGCUGGACCAGGCACCCAGACCACUUCAUUAAGCUAAAGUGGUUUGGGUGCCUAGAGUGGUCCUUUAACUCUGCAGUGGAGGCAGAAGUGCCUCUAGUGGCUGUUACACUGCUGCUGUAGGUGCAUUUACCCUUCCUUGUAAACAUUAUUUCUACAAUACAGGAAUGUUUUACAUGAAAGGGUUAAAAUCACAUAACCAGUGCAAAAAGUGUUGACAUGGCUUCAUGGGACGAGAUGUUUAAAAUUUGAGAAGGUACCAAUACAGCUGAAAUGUAAACCAUCUGAUGAGGAAGUAAUGGAUGUGACCAGCAGUAUAUAUUCAUUAUGUACUGAGUGUAUGCAUAGUGUAUACAUUUGUAGUGUACAGCUAGCAUCGCAUUAAUGGCAUUCACUGACCAAAAUGCACCCAUUGGCUAAAAUAUAAUUUAGAAUGGUGUCUGUGCUAAACCAUUCCUGUGCAGCUACCACAUCUGUUUAUUCUGAGGAAGAACACUUGCCACCAAAGGGCGGUUGUUCGUGUAAAGAGUUCAUCAACUAAACUAAUCUGAAUGGAAUCAAAUGUGUCUGACCCAUACCGUUACUGGUCUAUUUUUAUUUUAAGAUAUUCUGGAAAUGCAUUUGCCAUCAUAUAGCAGCAAUAAAGUAUUUCUCCUUUACACCCCCUAUUUUUCUGAGAUUUUAAAAGUCUACUUUUCCCACCAAAGUCUUUUUUUAACCCCUUAAGGACACAUGACUGACAUUUUCUGUCAUGUGAGCCUUUUACAUUUGAAGCUGUGUCCUAAAUUCAAAUUUGGGGUUAAAUUGUAAGAAUAUUUAUUUUUUGGUAGACUAUUCAAGUACAGCUUUAAAUCCCUAUGUAAUGGUUUUAGUGCCAGGAGUGCCCUAAUGAUCUUCCAAAGUUAUUUUUGAAAACCUUUUCAUUUUGACAACUUGCCUGGGUCACCUGAUUGAUAUUUGAUCAGUUUGGACCUGCUUAGUUCAGUGGAACUACCCAUUUUUUCCUGUAAGGACUCAGGGAGUGUUCCUUUAAAUGGUGACAUGUUACAGACUGUGCCUUCAUAUGUGUAGCAGCUGCUGUAUCUGGGUAAUAUGUAGAAUAAAUUAUGUGUUCUUGACAGUAUUUUCAUUCUUACAUCUUAUUCCAAACUUUAACCCCUUAAGGACGCAUGACAUAUGUGACAUGUCAUGAUUCCCUUUUAUUCCAGAAGUUUGGUCUUUAAGGGGUUAAAAGCCACAAAUUAAUCAUGUUUUCACAUGAAUUCUUAAAGAAUAGCUCACUGUUUUGCAAUUUUAUAUAGGCCUUGAUUUAAUCAGCUUUCCCAAUGAUUUGUUUACAAAAAUCCCAUAGACUUUAAUGUUGGCUUCUGGAGAUAAACCACUUGAAUACUUUUCUAACCUUAUUUAAUCAUUUGGAAAGCUUAUUAAAUUGAGGCUACAGUCUUUGGAGAAAUCCUAGAGCUCUAAUCAGACUUAAAAGGCUACUGUAAACGCCAUAAUCAAUAUAGUUCAUUGUUGUUCAUAGCCUUUGGGCCACAUCCAUCCAUUUGCAUCAUCUCUGUUUUGAGAUAUUUGUCAAAAACAAAGGCUCUCCCAGCACCUACAGUAUGGGGUGUACCUUACCUAUUACAGAGAUGGACCUCAACUUUUAGCAGCAGUAAUAGACUGGGAGCAGUGGACUAACCCAGUCAAUAACUGCGAAUAACUAUAGUGGUUCUGAUACAUUGGAUGCCUUUUUAACACUGGUUUAGUUUGACACCCAUUAUUUCUUUAAUAUUCCUUCUACUCAAUGUACCCAGUGUUGCAACUACAUAAAUAAUUGCAGUGGUCUGACAAAGCUGCUGUAAUGUAUAGUGAGCUGUUCCUGAAUAAGAAUUACGGUGCUAGUUGAAAUAGUUGUACUACAUUUUUGUUUGUUUUUUAUUUCUCAAUGAAAUAAUUUGUUCAUUGUAUUUUCAGGAGGCUACACCUCAACAAGAAGGCAUCAGACAAGCAACCAUACAGCAAGCUUCCUGGUGUUUCACUACUUAAACCACUUAAGGGGGUUGACCCUAACCUCAUCAACAACUUAGAGUCCUUUUUUGAGUUGGACUAUCCAAAAGUAUGUAUAUUUUUCCAUUUUCUAGUCCUGUAUAAAACUGCCUCAGUUUGAUUUAAAAACUUUUGUGACUAGUGUCUUGCUAGCUGUGCUUUAGCACAGAUCCAUUCACUGGUCAUGACUGGUCUCUGUGUGCCAGAAAGCGCUUAGUGGAAAUUUUAGUGGCUAAAUAAGAAAAUGCAUGUCUGGUAAGUAUUUAAAUACAACUAUCUGUUGCUUUCUAUACCAGUAGUCAGUGUUUCCCUUGGCUGCUGAACAUGGCCACACUAUAUUUUGAUUGUCAGUUCAGCACAUCCUGUAAAAGAUUGCUUAUUUUUAAAGCUGUCUCAUUGGACAGCUACACACUAAAUUAACACACCCCUGGUAUUUGAGAGCAAUCUAUAGAAUCGUGCCCAGUAACUAUACACAGAGUUCAUGAUCGCACAGCCCAAAAUAUUUAGUGAUUUGUUAGUGUUUUCAUUCUCAGAAAUACAUAAAAUUAGUCAUUAAUGGCUUGAAUCCUUUUUGACAGAUUCCAGGUUAUUACGUUCAGUUUCUGUUUUCUGCAGGAUGGACAGAGGAUCUAAAGUAUAGUUUAGUAUAGUAUAGAUAACCUAUUUUAAUGUGUAAUUAUGGAGGGUGAAUACCCUCCAUAAUUAUAUAUUAAAAUAGGUUAUCUAUACAUGUCUGAAAAUACUUACUACAAUGGUUGCCAAAAGAUAGAUCCCCAAAUGUUGUAAAACUAAACCUCCCACACAAUGCUUUGCUACUGUAAAGCGCAGCAUAGCGUCAUAGUAGUUGGACUGCAGGGAUGGACAAAAGGCAGUUCAUUGGGUGUUGUAGAAUUGUAGUAUAUAUAGUUAGACUCGGAGAUUGCAGGCCAAUGAAAACCUAUAAUAUGUAUAUGGUUGUUUCCUUUUAUAGAUAAAUUAAUAACCUAGACUGUGUGAAUGUUUAAAAAUGGUAUUACUUGUCUAAACAAUAUUAGUACAUUGAAAGUCUAGGCUAUCAGUUCCUGUUUUAAGGGAAAACUAACUUAACAUUUUUUCUAAGUGUCAUUUACACACUCCCUUUGUGUGGCUUUUCAGUUGCCAAUAAUGAAUGUUUUGAGGGUCUAAGUCGCACGGAGUGAGGUUAGAUGUAAUGGACAGUGAAGAGAAAUUGGCAGAAGUAUGGUCAUUGUGUGUUUUGACUGUCGAAAACCUAAAAUAAUUAUAGGAACUAUACCAGAAGUGAAACCUUUUUGUAUUUACUCUUAAUAUGAAAAGUGGAACUUAAACCGCUCUGAUUUUCAUACAGACUGUUUAUCGAGCUUGUUUUUUCCACCGGUCCCAGUGCUGCGAAUGUUACCAGUGUAUGAUAAUUCUGUAAUGUUAAAAUUACUUUUCAGUGCAAGCGCAUACUUUGCCAAGGUAAACAUAAUCGCCACAACGUGGGUCAACAACUCUGCUGCUGUUCAGUGCAGACAAAAAUGAAAUUAUUAGGUCAAAGAUUGUUUAGUUUGGACAGUAAAAUAAGCAUUCAUCAGUUACUCUAAAAUAGAAUACGAGAAAUUUCUUCUUGUCUUCAAACCUCACGUCAAUGUGCUAAUAAAGUAAAUGUCUUCCUGCUGUGUACACUGACUCCAAAUUUAGAUUUAUUAUUUUAAGUACAGUUGGCAGUGCAUUGCUUCUCAGGAAGAGGGUUAAAUUAACUUAAAAAUGUGCGUUAUGAUAUCGCAUAGGUAACUGGCUGUGCAUCAGUGUUGCUAUUUAUUUAUUUUGCAAUGGAGCACUUCAUGCUUCAGUCUGGGGUACUGGCACCACACUGGACUGGUUGUAAAGACUCGCUGCUGUGCAGACAUGACUUGGCAUUAGCAUCCUGAUAUCUGCACCAAUGUUCUGACAUCCGUUUGAGAGCUGUUUUGACGAUGGAUACUCUUUUGUAUGAGUUUGUUCGUCCAGGAAGUUGGAAAGCAGACUUUGCCAUUGACACUGACACAUGAUGUAAGAGUCUUUUAAAUUUUUUGUCAUUAUGGUAGAAAAAUGUAAAUCAUGGCAUUCUUUCUUGAUGGUUUAAAUCCACAGAGCUUCUUCAUUCCAGCCACAAAAUGUUUACUUUUAGAAGUGUUUAACCUAUAAUCUAGUGAUCGACUCUACAGAAUAUUCCAAACCAUUAAAUUUAUCACUUAGCAGUGAUUGCAGCUUUUUGAUGCUCUUAUCUAGUUCAGAUUGUUUUCAGGAUAUCUGCAUAAUAAUGAGUUAUUUCUCACUAGAAAUAACAGUAGCUGAGGUAAUAGAAAAAGUCUAAACUAAUCAUACAUAUGAAAAAUUGAUGACCUUUUCACGGACUGGCAGAAAUAGAGUUGAAUCCAGUUGGGAGGUCUGUGUUUGAAACAGAAGGGUAAAAGGGAACAGAGGGCAAGGAGGAGGAGACACUAGCUACUCUAGACAGGGGUAAUAGCUGCAUGGCCUGAUGGUUUUUUAUCCUUGCCCCUCCAUCAGUAUGUUAUACUUUUAUAGCCAUGUAAACUGGAUACCAAUUAGUGCAUCAAUUAAAUACCUGCACAAUUGUUUCUUUUCCAACUUGUUCUCUAUGUAAAUUUAUUUUCUAUUAUAUUAUUUAUUUUCAUUUCCUGUUCUUAUGAAAUUGUAAGCAUUGUUACAGCCUACUUUGUAUGUAACCAAAAAUAUCAUUGUAUUGUAUGUGAAAACCUUCAAUAAAAUACAAAUUCAGAAACAAGCAAAAAAACAAAACAAAAAAAACUCAAGACAAAGUAGGGACUACUUUUGUCUUAUAAUUUUUUUAUUUUUUUUCCUACACUUGACAAAGGUGCAUCUUUAAGGUUUGCACCAAGCAUCACAACUACUAUAGCGAGCUGCUAUCUGGUGGUCCAAUGACUCGCUUCAAAAGCCAGGGUGGGUGACAUUAAUUGUCUGACAGCAACUGCUGAAGUGCUUAAGGGGUUUGGAGUGUUCCUUUUAAAGUACAAUUGGGUUUGUGGUUUACUAAAUUGAAUUAAUCCAUACUAUAGUUUAGGAUAUCUAAAUUUGUUUUGCGAUUGUUUUACCAUUGAGGGACAUCAGCACUGGAUACAGGUAAGUCACUGAAGGGGUUUUAACCCCCUCAGCAACUUGGGGUGGGAGGGAGAGGGGACCUGCAGUGCCAGGAAAACGGUUUGUUUUCCUGGCACUGGAGAGUCCCUUUAAGCCUUAAACCCCCACUGCACCACCUCAAGAUUACUUUCGUCUAUGUUUUAGAGCAUCUAAUCAAAUUAUGUAGAGAAUAAUCCUGAUGGUGUGCUUGGCAGAGUGUUGGCCAAUAAAUUACUCUCAAGUGUUAGCAGUGCUUUAAAAAGGAAUAGGCUAUAUUUUGUACUGAAACACUGCAACUGUCUAAAAUGUUACAAUGUUAAAUACAUUCACUAUAGAUUAAUUUAAAAAAAAAAAUUUUGUGUGUCUCUACACUACAAUAAGGAAUAUAUUUAUUUGUGCCAGAAGCUGGGGAAUAUAUUUAUUUGUGCCAGAAGCUGGUUUGACAGCAAUUAAAAAAUUGUUUUUUGUUUUUGUUUUUUUUUAAAAACCAUUUGUACCCUGAUCAUUCUGAUGACUAGAUCCACCACUGCCCAUGGACAUUCAUUUAAAAUUGUACAUGAACAUCUAGCUCAUUAGAAUAUUUCAUAGCUGUCCUCCUAGAUACCUGUAAUCUAGUAUUCUGGCAUGUUGCCACAGCGUGGAAAUUGAUCUGCUAUUCCUAUAAUAAUUGCCUGGACCAGGGAGGGAGAUGCAAAUCAUUUUGAGAAUGAUAUUCCCAUCACCUAACCAUGUCUGUUACAUUUGUAUGCCCAGCAGUUUACUGGGAAUUGUCCUAUGCAUCAGUGUGUAAUACAAGCUAAUAAUGGACUAAACUUUUAAAUCUGCCCUGACUGGUAAUACCCACUUAAAACAUUUUGUGCAUUUCCGUGUGCCACUGCCAGCUGGAUAUAUCACUGUGUCUAAUCUUUUACCCAAAAGUAGCUUUUUAAUGACUAUGGUGCAAGUUUGUAGAUAGGAAUGAUUGGAAAGCAUUGAGUCAAUGCUUUCCUAUGGGGAAGGCCUAAUGCUCAUUCCGUGCCAUGUGCAUUAGGUUACCCCCAUCGGCUUACGUUGGAGCCUGACCCAGCUUGACGCUGGAAUCAGGUAAGUGUUUCAUAGACAGAGGUGGGUGUGUAUGUAUGUAUGUAUGUAUGUAUGUAUGUAUGUAUGUAUGUGUAUAUAUAUGUAUGUAUAUAUAUGUGUAUAUAUAUAUAUAUAUAAUUUUUUUAGUGUGUGUGUGUGUGUGUGUGUAUAUAUAUGUAUAUAUAUCUCUCAUAUUUUAUAUCUGUACAGCCUGUAUAACAGUGUAAAUCUGUCCCCUCAAAAGAACUCGACACACAGCCAUUAAAGGGACUCUCCAGUACCAGAAAAACAAUCAGUUUUCCUGGCACUGCAUGUCCCCUCUCCCUCCCACCACCCAUCCCCGGUUGCUGAAGGCCUUCAGUGACUUACCUGACACCCCUGCCGUGGGGAACAGCGCCGGCGGUGGUUUCGGGUCGUUACCGCUCCUCCCCUUCAUCACGUCAGUCGGCGGAGGACACUACUAGUAGACAGCCACUAGAGGAGGAGUCAACCCUGCAAGGUAAUUAUUGCAGUUUAUGAAAACUGCAAUAAUUACAGUUGCAGGGUUAAGGGUAUUGGGAGUUGGCACCCAGACCAUUCCAAUGGGCAGAAGUGGUCUGGGUGCCUGGAGUGUCCCUUUAAUGUCUAAACCGUUGGCAACAAAAUUGAGUACACCCCUAAGUGGAAAUGUCCAAAUUGGGACCAAUUAGCCAUUUUCAUGUUAAAAGGUCGUAAUGGGAGCAGGUGUGUUAAAUUUGGUGUUAUCGCUCUUACACUCUCUCAUACUGGUCACUGGAAGUUCAACAUGGCACCUCAUGGCAAAGAACUCUCUGAAGAUCUGAAAAAGAAUUGUUGCUUUACAGAAAGAUGGCCUAGGCUAUAAGAAGAUUGCCAAGACCCUGAAACUGAGCUUCAGCACAGUGGACAAGACAAUACAUUGGUUUCACAGGACAGGUUCCACUCAGAACAGGCCUCGUCCAUGGUCGACCAAAGGAGUUGAGUGCACAUGCCCCGCAUCAUAUACAGAGGUUGUCUUUGGGAAAUAGACAUAUGAGUGUUGCCAGCAUUGCUGCAGAGGUUGAUGGGGUGGGGGGGUCAGCCUGUCAGUGCUUAGACUAUACACCGCAUACUGCAUCAAAUUGUUCUGCAUGUCUGUCUUCCCAGAAGGAAGCCUCUUCUAAAGAUGAUGCACAAGAAAGCCCACAAACAGUUUGCUGAAGACAUGCAGACCAAGGACAUGGAUUACUGGAUCCAUGUCCUCUGGUCCGAUGAGACCAAGAUAAACUUAUUUGGUUCAGAUGGUGUCAAGCGUGUGUGGCAGCAACCAGGUGAGGAGUACAAAGACAUGUGUGUCUUAUCUACAGUCAAGCAUGUGAAGCUCUAGUGAACUCUAUGCCCAUGAGGGUUAAGGCAGUGCUGGAAAAUAAUGGUGGCCACAUAAAAUAUUGACACUUUGGGCUCAAUUUGGACAUUUCCACCUGGGGGUGUGUAAAUAUAUAUAUUUUUUUUAAUUUAUUUUUUAUCUUCUAUACUUUUGCGAUAUCUGUCUAAAUUUAAGUCUUGUUUUUCAAUGGUGCAAAACUAUUUUCACAUUUUUAUUUACAGUAUUUAUUUUUUAAUAUCCUAAUUUUCCACCAAGAUGUAAAAGAAAUGCUAGUGAUUGUGAAAAACUUUGUGUGGUUUGCUAUGAAAUCUGACUGGGGCUUCAUAUGGCAUGUAGAACUAGGUAUGUUUUAAAUUCAACUCUUAGUACUCUUUUAUUUUAGUCUGUCAAACAUAGAUAUUAAUUAGUGGAGUGACUCAACUGUUGUGGAUUAUAAUUUGGGGUGUUUAGCAGGUGAUACUCUUCUCAACCAUAUGUGUAAUUGGCGAGAGUUGAGACAUCUACAAAACUGCUUAUGAAGAGCCGGUUCUGUCACCUGGCCUUUAAGAAGGUAAUUUUAUAACUGAAACCUCAACUGCCUUUUCCUUAAUCACAUUGCUAAUUUAAUUUGCAUAAACAAAGUGAUUUACCGGUAACUCCUAAAUGGCAGAGAAUUGAACAGUGAGACUACUGUUGUACCAAAGCGGAUUCAUUAAGCUAAAUCUAUACCUCAAAACAGAUUUAUUAAGCUAAAGUUUUGUUGACUAUUGUGUCCCUUUAAGGACAUGAUUGUUUGUUGUGGGUUUUUUUUUUUUUUUGGAGCAAGGUAGUAGUCUAAAACAUGCAUUUUAUGUUUGACCUGCAGAAUUGCUGAAAUGCACAGUUCUGCUUGACUUGAAUUGAACAAUAGCAUUCUUUUAUCUUGAACAUUUCUGAGAUAACCGGUUUGUCAGGUGUCUUUAAAGGUGGCUUAUGAAGUUGUAAUUUCAUGCUAUUGAAGGAUGAUCAGUGAUCCUGCUGCAUGAGUUAAGAUGUUUAAGUGAUAUUGUAGUAAAAUCCCAUUGCUUUGUAUCACCUCUCAUACACUGAGACUAACGACGUUGCACCAAUGGUAUGUUCUAUUUAGGCCUAGGAAUUUUAUAUUCUGUUAAGACUUAUUGUAGGGUGAGUUUGUGAUCUUAAAGGGACACACUAAGCCACAAAACUACUAUAUCUUAAUGUAUUGAUUUUUAUGCAAAAUCAAAAUAGUGCUGCUUGUGAGUAACCGCAAAGUUUGCAUUAGAUUAGAAUGUUCGACAACCGCUAGAAGAGAGUCCCAUCAUAGUUCAGCAUUGUCGAAUGCUUUGAAUGCUCCUCAUGGAGAAGUAUUAGAUUCAGUACUUCUCUAUGACCAGCAUACAGUUUGGUUGAGCGCAACAAUUGCGGCACAUGCCCAGUAAGUCCCUAAUGUUUCUCUCUGAGAUGCAUUGGAUUGGGUCAAAGAUUAUCCAUUAACAGGAGAAACUGCUUUAAUUCUCUUAAAGGAACUCUUCCUUUAGGUUGUUGAAAAUAUAUAUAUGCUGAAAAGCUUUGUGUGAAGAUGGUUUACUAUUUUUUUUUUUUUCUUCUCAUUUAAGAAAUUGUGCAGAUUUCAUUAGUAUAUUAGUUUUUAAAAUUAUAAUGGUUACACCCCCUGGCUUUUCAAGCAAACAGGUGAUUUUACUAACUGGUUUGGUUAGCCCAGCGUUUCCCAAACCAGUCCUCAAGACCCACCAACUGUCCAGGUUUUGUUUUUAUCCCCAUUGGAAUAAAACAGGCAAAUACCAUGGUUUGGGUUAGCCUAUUUGCACUGUACUCAAGAGGUAGCAAUUGCCCAGAGCACCUGCCUUGCAAAGACUUCUCGUUGAGCUGCAUUGGAAAGUCAUACAAAGUCUGGGUGGGGUUAGAAGAGCAGGGCUUGCAAAGGCAACAGACAAGAGCUCUGCAGUUUUUUGAAUGCUGUUUUUAGAUAUAACUCAGUUAUUUUUAUUAUAUAUUUGUGCAGUGAAGUAUCCCUUUUAAAAAGUGACUAUAAAAAUGACAAAUUUUAUUUUAAAGGGUUGUGGUGGAUAAUACUAAAUGUAAUAAACGCUUUAAUAUUAUGAAUAACAAAGUACCCCGCGAUUGUAAUUAUGAGCAUAUUACCAGCUGUUGUGAACUUCAUCAAAAGAAACUGUUAAUAUUUUUAUUUGACACUGAACUGCCAUCUUUUUAUCUUAAUGGAGUCUCUGGAUCGUAUAUUAAGCUGGUGGCUUUUACUUAUCUUGGACCCACAGUAUAUCAUUAAAGGACCACUAUAGGCACCCAGACCACUUCCGCUUAAUGAAGUGGUCUGGGUGCCAGGUCCAUCUAGAAUUAACCCUUUCUGCUGUAAACAUAGCAGUUUACAAAUGGGUUAAUCCAGCCUCUGUAGUGGCUGUCUAAUUGACAGCCGCUAGAGGCGCUUCUGUGCUUCCAUAGGAAAGCAUUGAGAAUGGCCUGGCUGAAUGCGUGCUUGUGCCGCGCAUGUGCAUUCAGGUAAGGUAAGGGAUUAACACCUUCUUCACCCUAGAGCUUGGCGGGAGGAGGGCCCAGAGGGUGAGGGGGACCCAAGGACCCUAUAGAGCCAGGAAAACAAGUAUGUUUUCCUGGCACUAUAGUGGUCCUUUAAAGGAAUCGUAAAGGCUACACAUAAGCUGCAUACAUUUGCAUUUAGAAAGAACUGAUGUUUUAUUUAGUGGAAUGCUUCAAUUCCCAUUGCUCCUAAAACAUACUUUUCUAAGUUGGUCUUUACUUCUAUGCCAUUGGAAUAGCAAUAAUGACUAACCACAUGGAGGACAUUAGGAUGCAGCAUCUAUCUCUGUUUAAAAAAAAAAAAAAAAAAAAAACAACCCAAAAAAAACAUGCUUGGUGAGGAAAAGGAAUGUCCAGUAAGUAUCUUUUCAAUCUAUACACUUGCUGUGUACAUGUCAUCCACAUUUGUCACUUGUCAAACACAGGCUUUACUGUAUCUUUAAAUCUAGGUGUAUCAUUGUCUAACAUGUGUAAUGCUUUCAAAAAAAGGAAAAAAGUUUCUGGUCUGGAAUGAGCUAAAAUCAAAUAUGUUGUCUUUCCAGAAACUUUGUUUUGCUCAUUUUGCUAAGGAUACCAAAUGUAUGUUACUGUUGCUUAUGAUAGUCAUGUAUUGUAUACUUGGAGCUUUCUGUUGCAGACAUUUCAAAUGAUGUUUAUAAGAGAUGCUGUAUAAUUUGCCUUUUAGUUCUAUCCUAGAUCCCUUUAAAAGUAGCUGGUACAAUUCUAGCUAAAAAAAUGAAAUGACUGUUUGUUUUUGUUUGUUUUUUUUUGUAUAAAGUUGUUCUUGGUGGAUGGUAGAAAAGGUGAAGUUGCUGUUUUGGAUAUAUAUGCAGGAAAUCUUUUCACUUUCACCUUACCAUUGACCUACAUAUUGUGUCUUUGCCCUUACUGAGCCUAAGCUGCUUGGAAAGAGUACUUUAAAUCUCUAAAAAUAGGGAGAUUAAAAUGCUUUGUUUCCUAAAUUGUAACCAAUCAUCUGCUCUCAAUAAAGGACCAUAUUUAAAAGAAAUAAAUUAAUAAGCGCCAACAAAUUCCGCAACGCUGUUGAUUUGAAGGAGCAGUCUAUUGUCUUCUGGGUUUAUUACUCCACAUGCUGCAAUUUGGUGCACAACUCCUAAAAACAUAAUAAAAAUUGCUUCUAAUAAACUUGGCUUUUAUUAGGACAAGUCCCAAUCUGCGAAUAGUAGCAUAUUUAUCUUGCUAUUCUCUUUUGCAAUUGUAUUGCUUAUGGGCAAACCUCUACCCUAUAGCAAAUAACUGGUUAUAAAGAUUCAUUAUAUGUUUCAUUGCUUUGAGCAAGUACUAGGUAACACUUCUUCAGUAUGAUCAUGCUUCCAUGAUCAGUCAUCUAUGGAACUUUGUUUGUAAUUGAUCCAUAACAUGUUAUUUAAAGGAGCAUGUGUUUUACCAUAGUCAUUAUUACUUGUUGUAGUGGUUAUCCUACAAGCAUUCUACCUGUGCCCUUUCUGGGAAAUUUUACCAAAAAUGUUUAAUACUAGAAAAAAGAGUAAACCUCAAUUUUAUCACAUAAAAAUGAUCAAAUAGAGGUUUUCUCAUGUUCGAUUUCACUCGCUGAAACACAAAGGUAUAUAACAGCACCUUGUGAGUUUCCCAAAUGUUUGUGCCAAAGGACCACUAAAGGGUCAGGAACACAAAUGUGUAUUCCUGACCCUAUUGUGUUAAAACCUCCAUCUUGCUCCCUUGCCUCCCUAAAUAUAAUAAAAUCUUACUUUUAUUCAAGGGUGCAGAUGCUGGCUCUGCCUCUGAAACUGCCUGCUGUCGUCUGACAUCAUCAGAACUGGUGGUCUGAGCCAAUCACAAUGGUUCCCCAUAGGAUUGGCUGAGACUGUCAAGGAGGCAGAUCAGGGGCAGAGCCAGCAUGAGUCAAACCCAGCCCUGGCCUAUCGGCAUCUCCUCAUAGAGAUGAAUUGAAUCAAUGCAUCUCUAAGGGAAGUUCAGUGUCUGCAUGCAGAGGGAGGAGACACUGAAUGGCUGUGCAGCACUGCCCCAGGAAAGCACCUCUAGCAGCCAUCUGUGGAGUUAUUACUAAACUGUAAUGUAAACACUGCAUUUUCUCUGGAAAAAAAGUGUUUACAGCAAAAAUCCUGAAGGGGAUAAUUCUACUCCCCAGAACAAAUACAAUAAGCUGUGGUUGUUCUGGUAACUAGUGUCCAGUUAAUAUCAGGCAAUAUAAGAGGACUGUUGCUGUUAAAUCACCAGUUUUAGAUAUUUAACACGCUCACUCUGUAAUCAUAAUUGGUUCUACAAAGGCCAGAGUUGGACAGAAUUCAUAAUAUCUUCUAUUCUGCAACUGGUUCUUCAUCUGGGCUCUAGGGAUGCUCCAAUUUCCAAGGGAUUUGCUGAAGAAUACUAAAUCAUUGAAUCAUUUAAUUAUAAAAAUGUGGCCUAUUAAACUGUUAGUGGUUUGAAUUCUGUCUGUAUGCAAAACAAUAUUCUCAUUACCUCUUCAUUGUUUCACAUCAGUCUUCCUUUCAUUUGUACUCUAGAACACAUUUACAAGUAUAAUGCUGUAUUGCAGUUGGGGUCUUACUAUAUGAUGAUGGUUAUUAUAGUAGGAGCAUUAUGUAUACUGCUUGCUCUAGUAUUGUAACGUGCAAAUGCAUGUAGCUUAUAUUUUAUUAAUAGAUUGAAAUGGAAACUAGCAUCAAUAAUAUAACUAGAAUUCUCACUUAACUAGGGCUAGUGUGUAUGUGUGUGUGUGUGUGUGUGUGUGUCCAGUUGCUUGCACUAAAAGAAUGUAUACGUGCUUGGUGCUUAUCGGCAAAAGCCAGCACUCAAGGGACCUAUAGUAACAUAAAAAAUAAAACUUGGCUUUUAUUCAGUGUUUGCCAGUUAAAAAAAUAAAAUAAUAAAAUAUAUAAAUAUCCCAGCACUCAAUGCUCCCGGUCUUUUAAUGCUUCGGUGCUGUCUCCAACCAAAUUGUAUACAAUACCAGUAGAGAGCACUCAGGAGUUUUUCAAGGUAAAUUUCAUCUGUUGCUUUAUUGAGCAAUUACAAAUUCACACAACGUUCCAGUCUGUAAAAGAUUGAAAAAAGUAUUUUACAGACUGAAACGUCGUGUGAAUUUAUAAUUGCUCAAUAAAGCAACAGAUGAAAUUUACCUUGAAAGACUCCUGAGUGAUCUCUACUGGUAUCGUGUGUGUGUGUGUAUGUGUAUGUAUAUAUAUUAUAUACACAUACACAGUUGGGGCUGCACUCACGGUCUUCAGGUAAAACUCGGGAGACUUCGCUAAACACAAAUGAGUGUUUCAAAACAGUUAAACGUAUCAUACUAUCCUAUCAUACUAUCAUCAGUAAAAGUGCAGUUCAUGUGUGAAAAAGAAAAUUGAACUCUAAUUUUGCCAAAGUUUGUGACCAAGUGGUAACUAGACUUGUAAUCCUCUAUUUUGAAUACCCUGGGACUUCUACUUUUUCAAAUGGUAGGCCAUAAUGCUGGUAAAUUUCAUUCCUGGGCUGCCAUGCGGUCUUAAAGGCAAACCAAUCUGGCAAAUUUCAAUGUGCAUAAAUGGAAAAAGGGCUAGUCCUAUAUGUGACCCUGUAACUUUCCAAAACAUUAUUCAUAUGAAAUUAUGUUUAAUAUAUAAAUUUGAUGUGAAAUGAAAGUCCUAUUUCUCCUGAACAAAAUAAUAAUAUAUAAGUGUGGGUACUUUUAAUAUGAAAUAGGUAAAUUGUGGUUGAACAGACAUAUAGCUUAAAUUCCAGGUUUUGUUUUGAUCAGAACUGCCUCAAUCCUUCAGGGUGGGUUACACUGGAAAUGGAUAAUUCUUGCAGGGUGAACUAUGUAUUUCUAAUGGUGUAUAACAGUCCAUUCUGAUGCCACUGUUAAACUAAUCUGCAAAGUUAUUCUAAAUAUGAAAUCUUCAUCUGGUUGCAAAUCUUAAAGAAAUACUAUAGUGUUAGGGAUGCAAGCAUGUAUUUUUAACUCUAUGCUGCCGCAGUCUUUUCAGAUUACUGGGUCUUCUGUGUUCCUUUAACUCCACCGCUGUACUGGUCAGGAAUACAAUAACUAGAUGUGUGUUUAACCCGACAAUGAAAACAUUGCAGUUUCUCCAAAGUAGCAGUGUUUUACAUCACCUUUAAUGGUUUCUUUAACCCCUUGAACAAACUUCUGGAAUAAAAGGGAAUCAUGACAUGUCACACAUGUCAUGUGUCCUUAAGGGGUUAAAGGGACACUAUAGUCACAAGAACAACUAUAGCUUAUGGUAUUUGUUCUGGUGAGUAGAAUCAUUCCCUUCAGGCUUUUUGCAGUAAACUGUCUUUUCAAAGAAAAUGCAGUGUUUAUAUUACAGCCUAGGGAUAACUCCACUGGUCACUCCUCAGAAGUUUGCUUUGAUGCUUCAUGGGACAGUGCUGCACACUGAGCAGUAAUGCCAUUCCAUGUCUCUUUCCUCUGCAUGCAAACACUGAACUUUCAUUUUAGAGGUGCAUUGAUUCAAUUCAUCUCUAUGAGGAGAUGCUGAUUGGCUAGAGCUGUGUUUAACUUGUGGUGGUUCUGCCUCAUUGACAGUCUUAGCCAAUCCUAUGGGAAAUCAUUGUGAUUGGCUCACAGAAUCACUUCUGAUGAUGUCAAAUGUAAGCAGGCAGGUCAGGGACAGAGACAGCCACUGCAGACUUGAAUACAAGUAAGAUUUUACUAUAUUUAGAGAGGCAAGGGGAACCUGGGGGCUUGAUGGUGGUUUUAACAUUAUAGGGUCAGGAACACGUUUGUGUUCCUUUUAAAGAUUGCAGCAACUAGCAAGAAUGAGUCUAUUAUUUUUAUUUACAUUUUUUUUUUUUUGUUUUGUUUGUUAAUCAAGUAGAUUUAAAUCACUAGUCAGUAGGACUUGUGUUAAAUCCUAUUUAAUCAAAUACACCAUGUUUGGAAUGCAAGUAGGAAAUAGGAAGAGAUUUUCUAUUUAUUUAUUUUUAACGCAGAGUCUUAUUGGUCUGACAUUUUUAUGACUGAAUAACUUGUUCUACACGUUAUACCAGUGUGAUGUAAUGGAAGGUUUUUUGUUUUUUAUUACAGAGUGACUCAUAUUGACUAAAAGAUAGCUUGGUUAAUUUAGCAAUAAGCAAAUAGGUUAUCUAGACUUUGAUUAUUAACUAUAAUUGUAGAAGGUUAUUAUAGAUCAUUUACAGCUAGUUUUUAUAUCUGCAUUAAUUACUUUUGUGAGAUUUCUCAUGAACUUUGAAAUUUUAUACAAAAGGAAAGAAAGAUAGAACUAUGUAGAUAAUUUUCAAAGUGAAACUUCCAGCAUCAUUUCGCAAAGAGAAGUACGGUAUAUGGAAACUGCCCAUAAACUUGGACAUGUGACAGCUGGGGCUGCUGUAGCACAAUUGUUGUAGGGUGGAUAGUUAAGACUCAUAAUAGCACAAUUAGCAAGCUAAACUUAUUUGGGGUGCACACCUGAUAAUACAGAACAUGCAAUUAAUGUAUGUAGUCAUAUAUACAAACUAAUAUAUGAAUCAAUAAACAAAGUGAAAAGUGACCUACAGAUUUGCGUUGCUAUGAAAUGUGUUAAAACAUGUAAUAAACGGAAAAUAAUUCCUCCUUUGCUGAAUAGUUUGGGUGAAAAAAAUUAUUUAAAAAAUGCUAUGCUACCAGAUCUUCAAAUUUAGACUGCAGCAGUUGUGUUAGUAUGUAACUGGUGCGCGGCUUUUAUCUGAUAUGUUUUGGCAUCAUUAAUUAAACCAGUAUUGACCUUAAACAAUCUCUGCUGUUCACCCUGCAACAACAUUUGUUUUGUUAAAACCUUUAAAUGCCUAGACUCCAUUCCAUUAUUUAUAUCAUGAUGUAAAGGGUACAUCUAAACAUCAAAAUCACGUCAUCUCAAAGAAAUGAAAGUGUGGAUCAAUCUUCCCAUGCGACCUUGUGAUUUAAAAUUAGUGUUUCUAAGAAAUCGCAGGCUGGUUGUUUUCUUUUUUCAGGGGAGGGGUUUAAACGCGUCUCUAUUAUCCUUGCAGUUGCCAGACAUCUAAACUUGGGGUUAGACACACAUUUAGUUAAAAAGACACUAUAGUCACCAAAAAAAACCUUUAACUUAAUGAAGCAGUUUUGCUGUAUAGAUCAUGUCCCUGCAGUCCCACUGCUCACUUCUUUGACAUUUGGGAGUUAAAUCACUUUGUUUAUACAGUCCUAGUCACACCUCCUUGCAUGUGACUUACACAGCUUUCCUAAACACUUGCUGUAAAGAGUCAUCUAAUGUUUAUACUUCCUUUACCGCACAUUCUGUUUAAUUUAGAAGUACUUAUCUCCUGAUCUGUUAAUAGCUUGCUAGACCCUGCAGGAACCUCCUUUUAUGUAAUUCAAGUUCAAUAUUCCGAGCAGGAGAUGAAAACAUUUAAACUUACAUCUGAUUGAAAGUGAAACCAUUUCAUUUUCAUGCAGGCUGUGUCCGUCACAGCCGGCAGAGGUUUGGCUAGGGUUGCAUAAACAGAAACAAAAGUAAUUUUGGCUCUUAAAUGGCAUAGAAUUGAGUAGUGAAUCUGCAGGGGCAUGAUCUAUACUCUUAAACGGCUUUAUUAAACUAAAGUUGUUUUGGUGACCAUAGUGUCCCUUUAAUGUAUUUUCGACUGCCGCUUGUGUGUCCAGAGACACAAUGAGUUAGUGGUUCACUAUGAUGGUCAUGCAUGCGCAUUGUUUCAACAAUGUUGUGAUCCUACAAAUGUGCAACUAUCACCACAAACCACUAUUAUUUAUAAGAAGCAGUUGGUAACUCUGUCCUGCACAGACUUCCUUGUUCAUGCUGGGCAAAGGCGGAAGGCUCCGCACUAGCAGCAUAAUGCAGCAUACUUUCUGAAAAGUAAGUGAUAAGCAGCUAGGAAUUUAAAGUCAAGCUGUGACCUUUUUUAGGCCUGCUCAAACACCUAUAACACAGGAUAGCUUGCAUGCCACAAAUAACAAGACCUGUGCAUAUCUACAAAGAGAUUGUAAAUACAGUGGAAUGUAUAAUUGUUUGUGUAAGUUAGUAACUCUUCUAGGGAUUUAAAUGAUUAUUCUGGAAAAUAUUUUGAACUUUGCAUUUUUACAAUAUUUCUGUAUAUAUCUUUCUGCUGUCUAGCAUGUGUUUUAUUUUUUUUCCCUUUGCCUGUUGCCUAUCUAUCCCUCUAUUGAAUGAGAGUAGAAGAAAAAAACCUUUCUUUAAAAGUUCUAUGCUAACGUUUAUCUAUUUACCUGUUUUCCAGUUUGAAAUCCUUCUUUGUGUGCAAGAUCUUGAUGAUCCAGCAGUGGAUGUAUGUAAAAAGCUGCUUGGCAAGUACCCAAAUGUGGAUGCCAAGUUAUUUAUAGGUAAGCAACAAUUAUUUUUAUUUGGUUUUAAUUUGUAGGCAAAAUCAGGAAAUGUUUAGUUACAUUGGUUUUAUUUUCUACAUGCUUAUAGGGCUUUAUUUUGAAAUGUAUCAUGUUUUACCAAAUCUUGCAAUAGUAUCUUAAUAUAACCUCCCUGACAAUACAGCCAAACCACAUGUUGGUUUACUGUGACUAUAUACUCCAGUAUCCUGUGAUGUCUGCAUUCUGUGGCUGUUAAAUGUAAUUUUGUUGCCUUGUAUAGUGUGGAGCGAUGCAGACUAAAAGGGCUUGCCGUUAUAGAGUAAAGAGCUAUCUAGAAAACAAAAUGGCUCCCACUGUGAUAUAGCAGAGUUGACUGUAUAAUCGAGGAGAUCGUAGCUGAUUAAACAAUAACUUAAAUGAAAACAAACUUCCUCAAUUGCAUUUUAUAAUUAUUCAGGCCUUUUGAUAAUCAACCCUAGAUCUGAAUAGCCUGUCUUGAACUAUAAGCAAGUUGACACACAUCUUGUUUAGAGUAAGGUUGGAUUAGUCGUCGUCCAUUUAGUCCUAGCUAUACUUGAUUGGAAGUUAUAUAGUCAGUUUGUAAGAGCCCAUAAUAAAUGAAUUAUAUUAUAUUUACUUAGAAUACUUCAGGUUUUUUCGACCCCGCUAUUGUUAAUGUGAAAUAAAUUUGACCCCUCCUCUUCUUGACACACAUUUAUGCAUCUUUUAUUGGAUUGUUUGUUAUCUGGCUCAAUGCAAAAUAUUUUGUAACUAUCUGUUGCUUUUCUCAAGCCAUGUGCUCUCUUGGAAAUUGUGCAAAUGAAUGGAUGCUUGCAAAAUGGUGUCCGAUAAAUAUGGUUGUCAGAAAUAGGGUGUGGAAAGGUAGGCAAAGGAUCUCUUCAACAAUGCCAAUAUUUAAUAUAAAGAGAAGAUUAAAGAUUAUCUGAAGGCAUUACGUUUUGAUCCCAGUGCACUCUUUCACUGCAGAAUAAGCUCUUAUAAUAUGCAUACCUUGAUAACAGCACAAAGCCUUUUUUAAACAAGCACUGUAGCAUUGGGAAUACAAAUGCCCCCACCUGUAAAGAGUAAAACAUUGCUUUCACUUGCCUUUCUAUCUCAUAGUGCUGGUCUCCAUGCUGUCAUCCUGCCUCCAUUUCUGAGAUAAUCAAGAUUGAUGAUCUCAGCCAGUCAAAUAAAUUCCCAUAUGAAAGCAUAGAACCAUCUGAUUGAACUAGUGGAGUUUAAUACUAAAGGCUUUUAACCCCUUGAGGACCAAACCUCUGGACUAAAAGGGAAUCAUGACAUGUCACACAUGUCAUGUUUCCUUAAGGGGUUAAACCAGGGGUUUUCAACCCAGUCCUCAAGGACCCCCUACCAGUCCAGGGUUGAGAACCCCUGGGUUAAACCCUUCAAUGUAAGCAUUGCAUUUUCUUCAGAACAGCUAUGUUUUUACAUUGUAUGUUACAAACGAAAGGAACAAGGCACCCAGAUCACUUCAUUGAGAUGAAUAUUUCUUGGAGACAAUAGUGUUCAUUUAUGAAAGCCAGUUACUGUAUAAUCAUGAAACGUAAUAAUUAAAAACUCCACUUAUAUUUGUCAAUGGCAGCAGCACAGACCAUCCUAUGCAAUAUUCUAUUAAUGCUUCUGGACUUUCCCAGCGGAAGCAGUUGCACCCGAAUCUCUCUCUCAUUUGCUUGAUCAUUCAUGCUUGGAAUCCAUGACACACCACACUGAAACCCUAUUAAAAGAAAUGACUGCAGUGCUGUUAGAGUACAACAUCUGAUAUCUGUAUUCCAGGAUUUCCUUAUCUGCUGUUAGAGGUGGAUAUUUAAGAAAGACUUAGCCUUUUACUCUAAUUUAUUGGGUGUGGUGGCUUUUUAAUUAUUAUUCCAUUGCACACAAAUUGAGCAGUUAAGGAAGUCUUUUGCAAAUGCAUUAAUAAAAAAAAAAAAUCUCCAUUAGAUUGUGAAUCUUCUCCUUCUUCUGUGAACAAAUUUCUACAUAUCCGAUAAAGGCAGCAGAGCUGUUUUAAUGUGAUUGGCAGGUUUUUAUUGUCUCUCUGUGGUAUUGCCUGGCUGAUGCUCUGUAAGUUCUGCUGAUGAAGGAAAACUCCUUAGACUCAUCUAAAGAUGCAUCACAAAGCAGUCUUUGCAUUUACAGAGAAUUUGGCAUGCAAGCAAAUCAUAAACUGCCUCCAUGCCUUAGAGACAGCUGAGUUUUAAUAAAACUGCCUAGCUGAUUAUAGAGGACUCUGUGCUUUUAAUCAUGCCAAUCUUUCCUGCCAGCUAUGAAUAAUUAAUAGCUCGAACUGCACAUUUCCACUAUACCCCUGCAAUUUCUCUUCAACAACUGUUACUCUGUUGACUGGAAAUGUAGGUUUUUACAUCUCUUCCUAUGUUUGUAUAGAAUGGCUUACAAGGUACCUUUACUUGCACGUUUUGAGAGACCAAACUACAAAAGAAAAUAAAAGCAAUAAAAACACAUUACAUCCUUUAAUAAAAGUUUAAGUAAGAAUAGACUGUGGCUCUUAGUUAAUGGUGGACUUUCUAAAGGAAUGCCCCAAGCACCAUAAGUGUUAUGGUGUCAAGAGUUGCUGCUGUCCCAUGGUAGGAUGUCAAACCAUUUUAAUUACUUUUAGACCACUUAUUUGCAUCUCAUGCCCAAGCUGCAUCUGAUCUCUUCUAGGAAUAGAAACUGGGUGUUUCUGUAGAACAAAAUACAACCUAUACAGUGUAUUGUCAAUAACUCCAUGAUGUGUUUUUUUUUCACAAUCCAUAAAAACUUAUCGUCACUUAUGCAUUAGCAGUUACUAUAGAUUUCAUUUAUUAUAGAUGGAUAGAUAAAUAAUUUCAGAGAUUAAAAUCUAGCUGGAUAUGUUUUGUUCUAUAGCACAUUGUCCCGCAAGUGAGUCACUCUGGAAUAGAAAGCUGCCUUAACCCUUCUUUGUUGGGCGUGUGAAAGGAAGUGAAGUGGUGUGGUGUGGGGAGCAACAGGAAUCCAAACUAUGUUUAAAACCCAAACCUCAAUUUUACUUCCCUUUGUCAUCUCUCCUAGUAUUCAAAGUACACCUGAAUUGUUACUACUGUAAGACUCUUCUGGUCCUUAUUUAGUUAUCGUGUAGUAAAGUGCAUUUAUAAGCAAUUUGCUGAUUUAGUGCUUUUUCUUUCUGUAAUCCACAGGUGGUAAAAAGGUUGGCAUCAAUCCCAAAAUAAACAACUUAAUGCCUGGUUAUGACGUUGCAAAAUAUGAGCUAAUAUGGAUUUGCGAUAGUGGGAUCAAAGGUAUGUACCUUGGUUAGAGAACUUCUUCAUUACAUUCACGUGGAACAGAUUGUGCAAAAGCAUCUUUGAGAUACCAAUGUACAGUAAUAAAUGGUGUCUGUGAGUAUAUGCUUUAAACUGCUCUUUAAUACAAAGACACAGGAACCAGUGAUGGAGAAUGGAUGUCAAAAUCUUGUUGAUUUGAAUACACUUCCUAUUUUAACAUUGUCUCAAUCAGCUCCCUGUGGAAUGAUUUAUAGCUCAAUGAGAUUUUCAAGGUCCAGUGGGGCUGGUGAAGAUCUGUUUAUCCUUCCUUAUCAUCCACACGGUCUUGUGCUGGUUUGAUGUGCUGUUCUCUGCAGACAAAGUAAUGAGCAGUUCUAAAUCUGUCACAAGCCCGCAUUACUCAGGGUAUCUUAUUCCUCUGAGAAACACCAUAGAUAGCUUCUCAGAAGUUGCAGUGCAGGGAAUAGUUAUAAUGCACUGUAUGAAAAUCUGCAUUGACGCUGACCUUAUGUUUUAAUACCUUUCUCUUCCCCGGCCCACUCGGAAAAUAUUUUAUUUUGUAUCACAGAAAUGGAACUAGUGGCUUCUUUAAGCAUUUCCAUGUCACAAUGUAAAUAGAUUUUGUGUAAACUUGUUUUUUAAGUGUGCAUAUCUUUUUAGUCGAUGGCUGCUGACUUAAGCUAUGAGAAUAAUCCCCACCCCCCAUUCUCUAUUUAAUUAAUUAGCUCUUAAUGCUACACCUGCAGUAUCCUCUGUGUAAUUAUAGUUACUUGGGGUUAAAGUGUCCCUCCAAGCAUGAAAGCCCCUAUAAUUUGGGGAAGAUGUUAUAAGGCUAUGGGUGCAGACCCCCUGGUUUUUGCAGCUCUCUCACUAUCAUGGGGCUAUCGUAAUGAAGAAGCUUAGUUCCUGUUUAUUUUAAUAAAAAAUGCUUUAGCUGUACUGGUGGACAUACAGUAUCUCUCAAAAGUGAGUACACCCCUCACAUUUUUGUAAAUAUUUUAUAUAUUUGCUGAAUUUGCUAUCCCCUCAAAAUAACUAAACUCACAGCCAUUAAAGUCUAGAGUCCCUUUAAUCAGCUAAGCUUCACGUUUCCUUACAUUACUCUCCUGCUCUUCAAUCUAGCAUAUGUGUAAAUGCAUAGUAAUUUUAAUGGUUUUAGAUUUGUAAUUAAAGGACCACUCUAGGCACCCAGACCACUUCAGCUUUAUGAAGUGGUCUGGGUGCCAGGUCCCUCUAGGAUUAACCCUUUUUUUUUAUAAACAUAGCAGUUUCAGAGAAACUGCUAUGUUUAUACGGAGGGUUAAUCCAGCCUCCAGAGCCUCUAGUGGCUGUCUCAUUGACAGCCGCUAGAGGCGCUUUCGUUUCUCACUGUGAAUCACAGUGAGAGCAGAUCCAUACAUUGUAAAUGCUUUCCUAUGCGCAAACUUGAAUAUGCAUGACUCCUACGCGCAUGCGCCCAGCGAUAACGCGAAGGAGGAGAGGAGGAGUACAGCUCCCCGCCCGGCGCUGGAGAAAGGUAAGUGUUUAACCCCUUCCUCUCUCCAGAGCCCGGCAGGAGGGGGUCCCUGAGGGUGGGGGCACCCUCAGGGCACUAUAGUGCCAGGAAAACGAGUAUGUUUUCCUGGCACUAUGGUGGUCCUUUAAAGGUGUUCAUAUGGUAUAUUUUCUCUACACACAGUCCUUCCUUUAUAUCCAUGGAAAAGGGGUUUAUUAUGCCUGCAUCUGAAUGGCUUUUGAAGUAUACAUUUGCUAGCAGCAUGGCCUGCACAAUGUAUGUGUUUGAUGUUCUUCUUUAUUUUGUACAUCAGAUUUUAAUUUGCAUCACAAGACUAGAACAAGUGUACUUGAUUUGAUGAUUUGAGUCUUGCAUAUCAGUGUGGCUUAUUUUCCAUUGCUGGAUCGUUUGCUUUACCCCAGAGUAGUUUACUUUAUUGUAAAGUGAUACUUAAAGCAAUUUGAGAAAAUUAUCUAAUCGUUUUAAUUAUUUAAUAGUUUUUAAAAGCAGGUGGCAACCAUUCACUUCUGAUUGCAUACAUUUGUUUUCAGCCUUUGUUUCUUCUUCUACAAGAAUGAGACAAAUGUGGCCACAGCUGUGUAGCUAGUGAGAAGGAAGCAACAUUCCUAUCAUUACUUACACACGUGUCUUCUGUGCUGUAAUAUAAAGCUCUAUCCCAGGCAUAAACCUAGUAUCGUCCUCUCUAGGCAUAGAAACCACAUAAAAGAAUAAAGACCGUUUUAUUUUAAUGCUUUUAAUUGUUCAUCAGUUCUGUUUGGAGUUGACCUGCUUGUUAAAGGAAUACAAAUCUGUAUUCCUUACACUAUAGUUUACUCGCGGUCCCCAUGCACCCUCCUGCACGGCAAGGGUUUUAAAAAAAAAAAAAAAAAAAAACCAACCCUUUUAACGCUUACAUGAUUCCAGGGCCAAUCUCCCUUGGCACUGGGUCGGAGCCUUGCCUUCUGCGAUGUCAUCCAGUGGGGGGGGAGGGGCUAAUGUACUGGAUGUCCUUGUGCAGGACUUGAGGAAGUCCAGCGUCAGUUAAGUGACCAAAAGUUACUUGGCAAGCAGGAAGUGCAUCUAGUGGCUGUCUGAGAGCUACUAGAGGCAGUCUUAGUCCUGCAGUGUAAUCAUUGCAGUUUAUGUAAAAAGAUUUACAUUGCAGGACUAAGGGGACAUAUACAUUGCACCCAGACCACUUCAUAGAGCUAUAGUAUUAAGCUGAUCUGUCUUUAUCUGGUGUCAUUGGUUAGAAUGCAUAUUGCUUUCAAUACAUUAGAAUUUUGGCCUGGAAUUACUCUAAAAGUAAAUAUAGUUAAAGGGAUAGUCUAAGCAGAGAAACAAAAUUGGCUUAAUGAAGCUAAAGUUGUGUUGGUGCUUAUAGUGUCCCUUUAAGGCCUCAUUACUGAAAUAUUGUUCAUAUGAGUGAUGCACAAAUAAAGUUUCCAGUUGAAGGGUGCUUUACUUUUAAUGUGCUUGUAAUAGUGUAGUCAGCAGGAAUGUUUCUUUGGUUUCCGUUGUGAUUGCUCCAUUGCCUUCAAUGCCAAGAAGAGCUAAACUACUAAAUAUAACCCCUGCCAAUGUUUGCGUGGAGGGAAUAUCGUGAUUGCCUUGCUUGUGCUUCAUUGAAUUCUUGAUCUGGAGCUUUAUACACCAUAUUGGGCAAGACGAGUUUUACCAAGUUAAAACACAUGAUUUUACUUUACUCUCUGCUUCUUUUGGUAUCUCUCAAUCUAUGUAAAGGAACACUAUAGUGCCCCUCUACCCCUGCAUUCCCCCAACCCCCUUCAUGGCCAUGCAAAGGGUUUAAAAAACAAAAACCAUUUAAACACUUAUCCUGAUUCCAAUGCUGAUGUCCCUCGGGUCGGGCUCCUCCUCCGAUGUCAGUCAAUAGGGGAAACCAAAUAUGCAUGUGCCGUGCUUUUGUAUGGAGCUUUUCAACAGGCUGGAUGUUCUCAUGCAAAGUGUGAGGAUGUCCAGCUUCGUUUCACGGAGUCACACUCCACGAAAUUGCAAAAAACUCUAAAACUGCAAUGUAUUGCUUUGCACGUUUAAGGGGACAGAGGCACUGCACCCAGACCAAUUCAAUGAGAUGAAGUGCUCUGGAGCCUAUAGUGUCUCUUUAAGGUAGUAUCAAAAAUGCAUGUUAAGUCUCAAGGAUUGUAUAAUGUUUGCAUCCUAUAUUGUUGUUUUGUGAUAAUUCUCAGAAUGGCGGUUUAAAGCCAUAAACAUAAUUCUUAAACUACUUCCAACAGUCUGUUACCUACUUUGGGUCAGUCGCGUUUUCGGUGUCCUUCUGGGAUUUGGAGCAAGGUCACUAUCUUUAAAACACAGCUAAAACGGUCAGCAUGUUGUUGAUAUUUUCUGAACAAAUCCUUUUUAUCGGCCUAAUAAGAUCCAAAUGUUAAAAGAUUCGGAGUGCAAAGUAAAACCAUAACAAACCGCUUUUACCUGUGUUAUGUAUACAUUGAAUAAUGUCUAAACAGAUGGAGGUAGAAGUUUCCAUUAGUCUGUGACUUAUAAUACUGUGGGACACACCAAUUAAACAAAAGUUUCAUAUUUGUAUCAAAACCUCAGAAUGGACUACAGCCAUUUGUUCAGAACCAUGUUUAAUCCAGAAGAGUCAUGCGCUCUUGAUGCAAACCAAUUCAAACUCUGCUUCACAUCUAUUCACUUAACAGAGCUAUAAAUAACAUCUAGUGUGUGUGUGUAUGUGCACAGUAUGACUUCCUUGUUUAAUUUUUCUUGUACUGUUGUAAUUUGUGCAUGGAAAUUAAUGGUUACUCACUUACCUGACAAGGAAAAUUAAAUUAGAAGUAUUCUCGUAAAUCUGAUACUUUUGGUCUACUGUUUGCUCUUCCUUUGCGGUUCUGGUAUAAUUAAAUAUAUGUGUGUAGUUUAUACUAGGUCAUGGCAUAAACUAAAAAUAUCCUUAAAGGGACACUCUAGUCACCUGAACAACUCUAGCUUAAUGAAGCAGUUUUGGUGUAUAGAACAUGGCCCUGCAGCCUCACUGCUGAGUCCUCUGCCAUUUAGGAGUUAAAUCCCUUUGUUUAUGAACCCUAGUCACACCUCCCUGCAUGUGACUUGCACAGCCUUCCAUAAACACUUCCUGUAAAGAGAGCCCUAUUUAGCCUUUCUUUAUUGCAAGUUCUGUUUAAUUAAGAAUUUCUUAUCCCCUGCUAUGUUAAUAGCUUGCUAGACUCUGCAAGAGCCUCCUGUAUGUGAUUAAAGUUCAAUUUAGAGAUUGAGAUACAAUUAUUUAAGGUAAAUUACAUCUGUUUUAAAAUGAAACCAUUUUUUUUUUUUCAUGCAGGCUGUGUCAAUCAUAGCCAGGGGAAGUGUGGCUAGGGCUGCAUAAACAGAAAAAGUGAUUUAACUCCUAAAUGACAGUGAAUUGAGCAGUGAAAUUGCAGGGAAUGAUCUAUACACUAAAACUGCUUUAUUUAGCUAGAGUAAUUUAGGUGACUAUAGUUCCUUUAAGUUAACGGCCAUAAGAAGUCACACUGUUUCACCUUUCUUCAACUAAAGGAAAGCUUUAUUGACAAGUUGCGAAACACACAUGUAGCACUGACCAUGUGGACUAUGGAAAUUGCUUGCACGCUGCAAGUUCAGGGUUGAAAGAUCCCAAGAUUCAUGAAUGACUUAACAUUUUACUGAGGAAAUUUUUUUUUAUUUUUUAUUUGUCCAGUCCUGGCCCCAGUGUAAGAUGUUAUUUUAUUUGGCGCUGUGCAUACAAUUUUGGUGCCAUUUUGACCUUAUAAUGUCUCCCAGAUCUCUGUAAACUGUUAGGCCCCAGAUUCGUUUUUGCAUCGGUAGUAAGGAAAGUAUAUUAGAAAGUGCAUACGCCAGCUGUUUCAGGGCCUUCUGUAUAAAUAAGAGUUUGUUCAUUGUUUCCUUUGCAAUCAAUGGAACAUAUUGCAUUGAUUUUGCUCAUCAAUUAUACAUGUUUUAAAUCUUUUAUUAAUGUAUGUGUAUUUCCAAUAGAUAGAAGCGGGUUUUGAAGAGCAUUUAGAAAUUGGAUAUUCCUUUUAUUUUAAUAUGAAGCUCAUCUAGGUAUUUGAGGAUCUUUCCUGGUGGUAUCAUGUGAUAUCUGAGAUUUAUUAGUGUUCUGUGUACUAUGCAAUACAUUCUUUUUACCUUCUGGAUUGUAAAUACCAUAGAAUUCCUUUGUAUCCAGAAUGUUUUAAGAUUUUAGUUUUAAUACAUCCCUUUUCCUCUGUAUAAAUGUGUAUAAAAAUGUGCUGACAAAUCAUAUUGUUAAUUCGAUCCAUUUACUGAAGACUUACCGUACAUCCCAUAUUUGACUAAACCCGUGUUUUCUAUGGCCAGAUAUUACAUUGUUUUAGCACAAUUAAAGACCUAGUUACCAUCUGUCAGGUGCCUUAUGUUCUAGAAACACGUGCCUCAUUGACUGAGCUUUGUUAACGUUCUAAUCAUUUUGAUUUUACUUCACAGUGAAACCUGACACACUGACGGACAUGGCCAAUCAAAUGACAGAGAAAGUUGGCUUGGUCCAUGGGCUCCCAUAUGUGGCAGACAGGCAGGGCUUCGCUGCUACAUUAGAACAGGUAAAUAAUUACUUCAAAUUGGCAAGUGCAUUGUGCCAGAUGCACCAUUUUGCAAAAUGUAUAGAAAAGUUUAGCAUUGCUUUGCUGUUCUAUAUCUGUUUAUGGCAGCUGGAUUGGAACAUGUGGAAAUGUCUGAGUUAAAUCUAUAUUUCUUUAUUUUCUGUACCUUAGGUUUAUUUUGGGACUUCACAUCCAAGGUCUUACAUCUCUGCCAAUGUAACGGGUUUCAAGUGUGUGACAGGAAUGUCUUGUUUGAUGAGAAAAGAAGUUCUGGAUCAAGCAGGGGGGCUUAUUGCCUUUGCUCAGUACAUAGCUGAAGAUUAUUUUAUGGCCAAGGCUAUAGCUGAUCGGUAAGUUAAGUAGCCUUUGCACCGAUCACAUAUGGAACUUGCUGUGUCUGUGGUAGAGGUACAAGACAGGAAGCACUUCAACUAUUGAGAUGUCCCUCUUGUGACUAAUUCUUCUAUAUUAGCCCACAGUCCUUCAUCUGAGGUCCCUCUGUCACUCCCAUGUCCCGGGAGGGUGACAACCCCCAUUUACUGCUAGACAUCUUAUCUGUAGUGUGAAAUGCAUCAUCACUGACACACCAUCAUGCUGUCCCCACUCAUUCCUCUUAAGUCCUGGUUUCACAAUGGGACUAGUUUUUCUUUAGAAGCUAACACUCCAGUAUAGCUCGUCAUGUGCGAACAAAUCUUGUACUCAUGAAAUAAAAUGUAUAAAUAUAAAAUAAAUGUUUUAUACAUCUAUGUAUGCGCUGAGCAUUCAUUAGUAGUCAUUGGAUGUGGGUUUUUUGGGGUGGGGGGAUGGGGAAAUAAAUUAGAAACUUGCUGAGAAUUAUGGCUAUAUGCCACAAAAAUUUGCUGAACUUGUGGCUUCUCACUAAUGACACUUGAGAUAAGGGCUAAGAAAUUGAUAUGAUUUAUAUUGCGUUCUCUACAUUUAUAUACUCUAAAACUCAUUAUAUGCAAGUUGAAUGCUAAUCGAAUGAAAGGAUAACUUGGACAAAGUGAAAGACAAGCCACGGUUUUUGUUUCUGAUCUGAUUUGUACUCUGUACUCUGUGUAAAACAGUGGCAGAAUAAAAAAGAACAAAUAUGCAGCAUAUUCUCCGAAUUAGGAAAAGAAUGCUAUUCAAAAAAAUCUAGUAAUUCCACAUUGACACCCAGUGCUGUAGCGCUUGGUUUUCUGAAAAACACAAUAUUCAUGGAUAUAAUAAAUAUAUAUGUAAGCAGGUUGUUGAUCCAAAGUGAAAUGUGAUUGCCAUUAUGGAGUCAAGGGAAUUUUAACACGCCACUUUAUAUGGCACAAUUGGCCAUUGCUUUAAUUCUCUCUCCCCCUUUUUGAUCCACAGCAUAAACAAAUACGUUUAAAGGUUGAACUUGAUGGACUUGAGUGUUUUUUUUUGUUUUGUUUUGUUUUGUUUUUUUCUUCAUCCUAUAUCACUGAGUAACUACUUCAUCCUAGGAAGUUUGUAGUGACUGUUAUUUAAAAAUUCUGACCUGCUCUAAAAUGAAUAUAAUAGUUCUUCUUUUCAUAUAGGUUGUAAUGGGUGGAUUUAUACUAGCUUCACAAUCAAAAAUUAGUAUUUCAGGCCAAUGUAUUUUUAGGGAGUAUUGACCCAAACUGAUUGGUUUCUUCUUUUUUAGGGGUUGGAAGUUCUCUAUGGCUACACAAGUGGCAAUGCAGAAUUCAGGCUCCUAUUCCAUAUCCCAGUUUCAGUCACGGAUGAUCAGGUAAAUAGUUUGUUUUCUAGUUUUUGUUUUUUGAUUUCUGACUUUCCAUUAAUGCGUUCAGGUACACCAUAGGAUACUCUCUCUAAACUCGAAACAGUGAGUGCCCAGGAGGAAAUCUUUGAAUCCAAACAAUACAUUGGCCCCAGUGUUAAUGUGCUAAUUGAAAGGCAUUAGACACAGCUGAAAAUAAAAGCGCACUGCUGCUCUGUUUAGAUACUGAUGAGGCACGUGAAUGCGAUGGACAGUUCACAAAUGCAGCUCCUGUUAUGCUCCACACUGGGAAGCUUAGGAUGUUGAAUUCCCUUUGCUCAGAGGAUUAACCUUGCAGAAAACAUCCACACACAGAGAGCCACAAUUGUUUAUUUUUCAUAGACACAGGAAGACUUUCCUUCAGAACAAAUAUUGUGUUCUGUGCUCCUAACAGGAAAAACCUCCUUCCAUUUGUUAUUAAUGGAGUUAAUCUUACAUCCUUUUUACAUCUUUUGAAUCUUUUAGUCAGCGGUAGUCCUGUAUAUUCCUCUCAUUUUGCUUCUCAUGCUGAGCUGAGCUGAGAAAACUCCUAAAACUUAUCAACAAGACAUGAACAAUUUUUAAACCCUAAUGAUGUGUGUACAGUUGCUUACUGAGGAAAUUAAAUGGCAGAAUAGAAUCUGUAGAAAAAUACCUUAAAAGAACACUCCAAACACUUUACUACUGCUCGCUGUAGCCAUUCCCCAUUACUCUGCAGCCUCCAGGAGAGUGUGAAAAUCCUGCUUACCUGUCUGUUAGCUCUUUUAAGCAAAGCUCUGCACUCAACUUGGCUGUAUUGGUGACACGGAGUUGGACCUGUCUUAUCCAAAGUAAGAAGUCGAACAGUCUUAAAUGGUUUGACUACAUACAUUGAAGAGUUGCCGGUGCUCUCAUGGCACCAUAACCACUACAGCACACUGUAGUGGUUAUAGUGCAUAGUCUCCAUUUAAUAGCUCUGUUGGGGUAGCUAUUAUAAACGUGCUAUUUUAGUAGAAGUUGAGGGGUAAAGUAGUGUGAGUAAUCUGUAUUAUAUUUCUCCAACUUGGAAAUUCUGGAAAAUAUAUAGCCUGCAUAUAGGUGUUUAUUAGAAUAAUUAGUAAUAAGCUUUCAUUGAGAUAUGGGGGCAUGGCAUUUACAUUCUGAUGACUCUUAUUCAAUACUUUUAGUGAUGGUUACACUUGACAGUGUGAGAUAUUUAGACUCUAAUGAUGCUUGAUCAGCUUCUACAUAUUGCUUUACAACACUGCCAAUAGUUUUAAAAUAAAUCUAAAAAUAUAACGUAUGUUCCGAUAAGAUCCCUCAGACUGGUUUAAUAUUUUAUUUAUAUUGCACUCUUAGAAGUCCUAUUUGUUCAGCCAAAUUUCUUAAUGCAGUCUCUUUAAUACAUAUGUUUACAUGCUGUCUUUCAGGUGGGCAAAACUGCGGAUUAACAUGCUUCCUGCCACAAUCGUCUGCGAACCCAUCUCUGAAUGUUUUGUUGCCAGUUUAAUAAUUGGCUGGGCAGCACAUUACAUCUUCCGGUGGGACAUCAUGGUGUUUUUCAUGUGUCACUGUUUGGCUUGGUUCAUAUUUGAUUACAUUCAACUUCGUGGUGUCCAGGUAUGGAAGUUUUAUAUACAUAAGUUAAAAGCUAUGUAAUACUUAAAUCUUUUGUAUCCGUUACCAAUCCUUUUGAAGAACUGGGUUAGCAUUGGAAGGUUCAAGGUAGUAUACUUUAAUGGAUAGAUUGUCACAUAGGAAUGGUGUUCUUGGAAACUGUGACUGCUUUGCAAUGGCAUCCGAUUUAAUUUCAAAAUCCAAUUGUAGAAUUUACUAGCAACCAUGCAGUGUAGCUCAGAUGCUUACUGUUGCUUCCAUGUGAUGGUGUUGCUAAAAGUGGAGCUGUUGACACAUACAUUCUAUUGGUUUCCAUGGUGAUUGCCCCACUAGAACUUUGUGCCUUUUGAUUCCAAAGUAAGUGGUACGGUGUUUAGCAAAUCUCUAUCAUAACAUGAGGGAUAUGUCUUUUAUAUUUAAGGGUUAAUAUAUUAAGUUUGAUCUGUGUCUAUUCUUCUGCAACCUUCUCAGAAUAAUUCUGUCGUGGUCUUGUUUCGUUCCUUAAUUGCAGAUCUCAUUUAGGAACAAGAUAUACACGUUGCCCCAAUCUGGUUAAUAGAACACCUAACACAGUAACAACAAUGAGUAAUUAUUUCUGAAAUUAUUGAAAUUCAUAUAACAACCAUAGUGUAUUUUCCCUAUCCCCAUCCGUCUACUUUUAAUUUACUUCAGUACAUCUGAAACACAAAAGCCGUUGAGUCACUAAACAUUACACACGAAAAGGCAGUAUUGACUGAUUACAUUUUUGAAAAUAACCUUCCUGUAGCAGUGGGACUACUCAAACAUUUCACCAUUGAUGGCUGGAUGAAGAUACUUCCUGUGCGCGAAUAGACUUACUUUGGUGCCUAAUGUUUUCCGCAUGUCAUUUUAUAAGCUGGAAAAAGAAGCAUUUAAGUGCUCAAAUGUGAUUAAUGAUGUAUGUGAGCUCUUACAAAGGGUAGUGUAUGACUGAGCCAUGUGUUCACGUUAUUUGAUCCCUAUACAUUGAUCAAAGAAGGAUCUAGAGAACAAUUGAUUGCUUUUAGUUUGGCAUACCAUCUAGCAGUGAGCUAAGAAUACCCUUUUGCCUUUCUUGCAGGGAGGACCGCUUACGUUUUCAAAAUUGGAUUAUGCAGUUGCCUGGUUCAUACGAGAAUCCAUGACCAUCUACAUAUUUCUCUCUGCCUUAUGGGACCCCACUAUAAGCUGGAGGACAGGACGCUAUAGGUUACGAUGUGGGGGCACUGCAGAAGAAAUCCUAGAUGUAUAGCUGUGGACCUGUGACUGUAUAUAUAGAUAUAUAAAUAUUAAAAAAAAGAAAAGAGACAAAAAAAAAAUAUAAAAUGAAAAAGUAUUAUAAAUUGUUUAUACAAAUGCUUUUAAAGGAAAAAAACUACCUUUUGAAUAGUUUUAUUACAUGUAUGUUUUGCUAUCUGAUGUUUAAUUUAUUUUGCAUGGCACUUGAAUCUGUGAAAACAAACUGUUUUGUAACCUGGACCAUAUGUGGGGGCGAUAAAUGUUUUGUUUGCGUACACUGGGAGAAAACCUGUAAUCAUUAGAAAUAUUCUGCAAUAAACUGCAUGGGAAGCAAAUAAUAAUUCUUCCUUUACAGUUUGAGGAAAUAAGAGGAGCUUAUCUUGGGAAAGGUUAAUUGUAAUCUCCUCUCAGCUGAUGCCCUUUUCAGGUAGGGGAAUAUAUCCUUAAUCUUUGAUUGCUAGAAGGAUGGUUCCAGAUCCCUCUAGUAUUGCAAUGUGAAUGGAUAUUUAUAUUUAAAAAAAAAAAAAAGUGCAUUUUUAAUGAUUAUUGCAUAUUGAUUAUUGCAUAUUUUUUUUAUUUCUAUUUACUUAAAUUACACUUAUAACACAGUCUGCACUGUUAGUCUUUGACAUUGGAGUCCACUAUUCUACUCACUGAACAGCUUAAAGGGCACGUCAUGCCAACUUGCCAGCAAAUAUUUUAAUAUCUACCGUAUGCCAACUGCAUAGAAGUAAAUUCUAAACAAUAAAGUAAACAUAUGGCUGCAUGCAUUAUUAUACAGCCUCAUUCCAUGUCUUGUAGCCAUUCUGAACUGUACAAUUCACUAUGUAGUAAGAGGUAGAGGCAGAAAAUCUGCCUGCACUGAUUCAAUAUGUAGUAACAGUAUAACCGCGCAGUGAAGGUCAAAGCAAGAAAAAAAAUGGAGUAAUGCGGAGCUCUAGAAUUCAAUGGGUGCAUGUGCAUCCAAAAUCUGACAUCCACAUUUCUGUGAAGUGUAAAGUUUAAUCUGGAUAUUUGCUGGUGUUUUUGCUGGCACAACGUAUAGAUUACAUUUUCUAAAUUAGCUGUAGCAGACGUUAGUGGAUGGCUCCUUUUAUAUAGAUAUAUUUGAUUGUGUACAUGCUGCAAACAAAACAUUUAAUAACAGCCCUUUACUAGAUUUCUAAUGUGCCGUUUGGCUACCUCUGCGGAGUAAAUCUAAUUGUCAAUAGAUAACAACUUGUUUGUGAACUGGAUAAAUUCUGUACAAACACGCAAAGUGUUUAAUAUUGACCUGCAUUGUUUAGAACAAUGGGAUUUUCUUCCUAGCUGUUACUGCAAUGAGCCAAAAGUAGACUGUGUUUAAUGGUUACCUACAGCCAAUCAUGCCCACAUAUAUAGGCAACCUGUGACUCCACAGCUAUUGUAGAAAUGCAACAUCCAUCAUCUAAAGCCCACCUAUUCAAGGCUACAGAUAUGCAGAGGUUGACUCACUUCUGCUGUAAAAGAUCUUUGAUUCAUGGUCCAUUUUAAGACCAUUGCUUGUUAUGCUAUAAAUGGCUUUAUCCCUUAGCACUAAGUUUCCUCCUGGUGAGGUAAUUUUUGAUUCAGUAUGCUUAUUUUUUAUUUUUAUUUUUUCCCCUUCUUUUUACAAAUGCAAGAAUACAGUAGACAAACCAUUUCACACACAAACUAUUUUCGUACGCCACAUACAAAUUGUUAAUAAAAAAAGGAAUUUUGAGACACACUUAGUAUAUUUUUUAAUGCAUGUAUACUACUCAAAAUGGAAAUCAUAGUAAAUAUUGUAAAUAUAUAAAUAUAUAUAUAUUUAAUAUGUAUUUAAAUAUAUAAAGUAUGAAUGUACAUAUGAAUUUAAAGAACGCUACACUGUCUUUAAUUUAUUAGCUGUCAAACAAGUCUACUAUUGGGUUGUAUGCUUUAACAUAGUUGAAUUUUGUUAUUACAUUUGGAUAUUUUUUAUUUGUUUACUUGUAUAAUGACUAAAAAAAAAACAACUUACCAAACUGUAUAUGCAUGCUGUAUAUUCGUUCCUGCAACGGUUUUGUAAUCAUUGGCUUUAGUUUAAACCUGGUCUAGUUUUUCUUGAAACUGUGGUGAACUGGACUACUGAUGGUUAUGUACAUGCACAUUGAAGAAGUGAAUAGAAUGCAAAUAAGCCUUCAAUAAAUAUAGAUACAUGAGUUAUGUUGUGCCCCAUCCCUUUUCAAGCAUUAUUGCAAUCGCUGGUGUCAUAGCUACUUAUUACAAAGUGGCAAGUAUUUAAUGUCGGAGAUCUUAAUCUACCUUUUUUAAUAGCAAUAAUGAUCUCCAAUUCAAAUAACUGGGCAGUUAAUUACCUUUACUGAGCCAAUAUAUUGAAUUGCCCAAAUGUUGAUAAUCACACACCAAAUCAAGAAAGAUCUAUGGCCAAAUCUGUUUUAGCCAGCUUUAAUGCUUUUUUUGCCUUAGGACAUCAUAUUUUAUGUUUGGGCAUUUAUAUUCAGAAUCAGUGGGGUAAGGCUUUUGUUUCAUGUUCACUUUCUUUUAAUGAAUCAGGGAAGAUUGUCCUUGAGGAAAUAGCACAUUACAAGCCUGUCUAGUGGUGACCCACGAGUGCGCACCAUGAAGCGCCCUUCAAUUUUGUUAACGUUUCUGUGUAUAGUUUUUGUUUUGUUUUUCCGAUGUGUGUGUGUUGAAGUUUGGUUGAUGCCAUCCGUUACACUGCAAGGAGGAUCUCCAGUAUAAACGUCUGGCUGGGCGAUCGCCAAUUUGUAAGCAGUGUAUCUACAAAAUGAAGGUUGAACAGACUUCCGUUAUGUUUUCUAGAUAUUACUAUAUUUCUAAUGAUUUGAACUUCUCAUAGAUCUGCUCAUUGAAGGAAAGUUAAACUUUCCUAAAGCACAGUGCUGAAUCGUUUUGUGUUUUGUUUUUUGACGACUUUGUUUUCAGCGUUCAGAAACAUUGCAAGCAGAAUAUUUGAAUUCCAAAUUCUGUGUUAAUUUAAAAUGGUCUUAAAGUAGAUGCAAAUGGGUGAAUGUCUAGAAUAUUCAAUGUUUAUUUAAAUUUGUUUUGUUUUUUGUUUAAAAAAAAAUAAAUUUUGAUUACUAUCAGA